CCCCAGUGGGCAUGUCAUGUGAAUUGGCACAUGCUGAAGAAGACAAGUAGUUUGGCAGCGGAGAGGCUCAGAGAAAGACAAGGGGAUUUUAUGAAGAGUCUGAGAGCCGGAUUCUAGAGCACAGAGAUAUCUGGAGAUUCUGUAACUUUUACAGUACAUGAUAAUAAGGAUCUUACAGUUUUUCCACCCAAUUUGCUAAUGCUGUACAAUUAACUGAUGCUAUACCUGCACCCAUUAAACAUUUGGCUCUAAGACAGAUCACAAGGCUGCUCAGCCAAGAAUCUUCCCCCUAUUCACUAAAGUCGCUGGCGAUAAGAAGAUUAAGAGGGCUGGCUGCUGCAGUGUGGCUGAUUUUCAUGAGAAAUUGGAGAAUUCCAACUGCUUUCCACAACUUGACAACUUGGAACGUUGAGGGAGAACAUACUUGAUACAUCGAGAUCACCACUCAGACUGAGGAGGGCCUGUACCACCCAAUUAGUAAUCUCCUAAUACCCUAUUCAUGUAUGAAACAUCUCCUGCUUAAUAUCACCAUGAGAGGUAAGACAGGACCAGAUCCUGAUAUGUCUAAACAAAAAAUACUCUAUGCUAGCAAAAAUUUUUAUUUGAUAUUGAUGGGUACAGUGUAUAUGUAUUUGGGAAUUAUGUUUCAAUCAUGGGUUUUUGUUGUUGUUUAACUGAUAGGGGUUAAUGUGCUAUGGGCAAAAAACAGAGCCUUGUUGUUAGGGAGGAGUUUGGGCACUGCCAACCUGUUUAACCAAGCUGACUGAUCUUUGCUUGCAUUAAUAUAUUUUAUAUGAGAUCAGGGACAAGUUUGUCAACUUUCAGUUGGCAGGGGAGGUCACCCUUAAUGCCCACUAACCCAAAAGCACACAUUUUUUGUUGUUGUUGCCAGAACAUAUUUUUAAAUUAGAGCCAUUCUACUAUUUACCAACCCCCCCCCCCCCCCAUCCAGGAGCAAUGUCACCUAAUGUCAGUGAUAAAUACAACUGAUUACUUGUUUAUUAAUUCAGGCUAGUAACUCAGAAUAUGUUCUUACUGCCUGGGUGGGACAGAACAUGUAUGAUGAGGGUGGUAGACCUACUGCAAUUCAUCCCUUUUAAUUAUGUUGUGUAUUGUCCAAAGAUACAAUUUAGUUUUCUGAUCAUGCAGUACUUUACAUAAACUGCUACACAUUUACAUUUACCUAACUGUAAAAGGCAAAUUACAUUAACAAAUUUUAAUCCAAUCAUUGCCUAAUCUUCAGGGUUUAGUGUUCCCUAAAUUCCAAAAAAUUCUUUUAAAAACAUCUGCAAUAUCAACCCUUGUUGUAAUAUUAUUAAAACAUAAAAUAAGCUUUAGGUGGUAAAAGAUUUUCAUCCGAGAUGUCAAGCUUUUACGUAGACGGGUGAAUGUCCAAUAUAUAAAGUAAUAUUUAUGAGGAAUUGCUGUAGAUUUAUGUAAUAGCUUUCUAGUAAUAAUGGUAAAGUUAAAUUUUGAUUUUUCUCGACUACUUAUUUUGUUCUUUAGAUGAAUUAGAUGUUUUUUUAAAUUUUCAAUUUUUUUUUUGCUUUAUGCUGUAAUUAAUAUAAUAAGAAAUGUAAUUUUUUUUAAAAAUGGUUUAUCCUUUUCCUUUAUAUUUGAAUAUAUGACAUAUCACAGAAUUUUAUUUAUAUGUUCCCUGGCAAAGCACUCUCUUCUCAUAUAUUAUUUUGCGUGUACGUCCUCAAUGCAAAAAAUGGAACUAAAAUGGUCCGCCGUCUUUUUUGUGAAAUGGCUUCUCUGUAAUUGUUUGACGUUCUAUUCCUUUAGCUUGUGUGAUCCAAGAUCUGUCCUUUUCUGAAAAAUAUGACUUCCAGCUUUGAUUGAGACCAACCCAAAAUGUAUGACCCUGUUGAGAUGAGCACUGUGUGUGCGUAGACUUUUCCUGGCCCUUUGUUUUGCAAGUGGCGCAGGCCGAUUCCCUGCUGGGUAUUUGACAAUGUCCCAGUGACCCAGAUCUGUGAGGGUGGAGUUGGCAGUAGGGAAGAUUCAUCUCCCUGAAUCUCUUCCUGUAUCUUCACUCAAGUACACCCAGCAAUAAAUAAAAUGGUACGAGCCUUGCCGCACAACACCAACGACCAACUAUUGACAAAACCACAAAAAAAGCAAAACAACUAAAUAAAAACAUAUUUACAUAGAUAACCAUUUUUUAAAUGUGUGUGUGUGUGUAUACACAUUCUUACGUGUAUAUAUGUAUAUAUCAAAUGAUCGACCUAAAAUUAUAAAGGGGCAAAGGUCAUCUGUGCAGUGAUUUUCGGUAAUGAAAGGCAGUCAUUUACAGAUGACCGCCAUGAAGUUUGUAAGCCUCUAAUCACACGCAAAAUCAGCUGAAAUAGCUGAUACUUUGUGUAUAUAGUGUAGCAUCUAUUUUGUGUAAUUGUCCCAGUGUUGUCUUAAGAUUGAAGGUGUAAGAUAUAUUACAUUAAAGCACUUAUUAGAGGAAAAUAAUGGCCUCUUGGCCCAGGAUGGAUGGAUAGAUAGAUAAACAGACAUACAGACAGAUAGAUAUACAGACAGACAGACAAUAAUUCCAAGAUUAGUAGCACUGAAAACAAAAAUAGAUCACUGGUUGCCUCGCUACAUUGGCUGUAUAUAUAUAUAUAUAAAUAUUUGAGAAGAUGAGGCACUCACUGAACUUCAAAGGUAAAAUUUAAAACUUAAAGUUGUUUUCGUUUAGCCAUUGUAAAGCAGAUUUAACAUAAACCUGUAAUAAAAAAUGUCACUUGCCUGAAAUUGCUCCCGUAGAUAUUGAAUACACCAUAUGUUAUAAAGAUACAUGGUGUAUUCAGUGCAAAAUAUAAAGUUUUACUCAAUUUUCCUCCGAUCUACCUUUGGUUCGUGGGUGUUACUAUUCGCGUAACACCAACCGCCAAGACAUUCUCAGCUCCUCCAGCAGUCUUCUUUGAUUUGCACUGCGUGCGAUGCAUCCCCAAGCAGGGCAAAUCUGGUCAGUAGCGGUUGCUAUGUGAGGCGAGCAGGGGGACCACUAGAGGCAAUCUUAACACUACAGUAAAAAAACAUUAGGAAUAGAAAUAUCUAUUCCUAAUGCUAUAUUGUUUCCUUACCUGUUUAGGUGCCCCUGCCUAAAGUAAGAUUUACUUACCGUACAUCACGCAUCACGCUGCUCUCCCCAUUAAUGCUCCACCUCCCUGGCUGAGAUCAUCACUCUAAAUGAUCUCAGCCAAUCCAAUGCUUCGCCAAAGAUAAGACGCUACACCAAUCUCUAGAAGAGUCAUUUUGAUCUAUAACUGAGUCUAACUCAGUUAUAGCUGCAGAAGCAUUUUACCCAUGCAAUGAAAACAUUGUUGUCCCUGAAAAUGCCAAUGUUUUCAGUUUCAUGUUUAAAAAGAGGCAUAGCAGCCCCCCCUCCCCACCAUUGUAAGUAGUCAAUCCAUGCGCUGUAGUGGUUAUGGUAUUUGGAGUGUAUGGAAUAAGUUAAAGGGACACUAUAGGCACCCAUACUUCAGCUCAUUGAAAUGAUCUGGGUGCAGGGUCCCAGGUUCCUUAACCCUGAAAAGGUAAUUAUUGCAGUUUUUAAGAAACUACAAUAAUUACCUUUCAGGGUUAACUUCACCUCUAGAAGCUGUCUGACGCUGGACAUCCUCACGCUAUGCAUGGGGACGUCCAGCGUCACCCAAAACCCCAUAGGAAAGCAUUGUAUAAUGCUUUCCUAUGGGGAAAUCCUAAUGCGAUCUAUAGUUUCCCUUUAAAGGGACUCUCCAGUGCCAGGAAAACAAUUAGAGCUCUCCAGAGGAAAGCAUUGAAAAUGCUUUUCAAUGCUUUCCUUUGGGGAAUUGAGCGACGCUGGAGGUCCUCACACAGCGUGAGGACGUCCAGCGACGCUCUAGCACAGAAAACCUCUGCUAUGAAGCAGGAAGUGCCCUCUAGUGGCUGUCUAGUAGGCUGUCUCUCUCCCACCCCCCAUCCCAAGUUGUUGAAGGGGUUAAAACCCCUUCCGUGACUUACCUGAAUACAGCGCCGAUGUCCCUGCAAUGGCCGCGCACGUGCAUUAGACCUCCCCAUAGGAAAGCAUUAUUCAAUGCUUUCCUAUGGGGAUUUUGGCGACGCUGGAGGUCCUCACAUAGCGUGAGGACGUCCAGCGUCGUAUAACACACUUUACGUGUUCUAAGAACACAGAAGUCCCUCUAGCGGCUGUCUGAUAAACAGCCACAAGAGGAGGACUUAACCCUGCAAGGUAAUUAUUGCCGUUUAUGAAAACUGCAAUAAUUACAGUUGCAGGGUUAAGGGUAGUGGGAGUUUGCACCCAGACCACUCCAAUGGGCAGAAGUGGUCUGGGUGCCUGGAGUGUCCCUUUAAUUAUUAGUGAUAGUAUAGUAUAGAUGAUAAAGGAACACUGUAGUGUUAGGAAUACAAGCCUGUAUUACUAAUGCCAUAGUGUUUUUGUCCCUAAUUAGAUUCAGGUUUUUACUUACCUUUUUUCUGCCUUGAGACCCCCUUGGCGCAGCUGCUUGAUCCACCUUCCUCGACGUCAUCCGGGAGGCGUUGCUUCCUUGUCGUUGGUCCAAUUCAAUGCUCCUCAUAAAUUUGUGCAUCCAAUCAAAUAUUUCUCAUAGGAUAGCAUCGAAGUGAGUGUCAUCGUUUGAAAAAAUCAUUAUGCAUGUUUGAAAGCUGCAUUCUUCUAUACUCUUAUGUAAUGUCGACUUUAAAGUCCCACGUGUGCAAUUAUUACUUUGUCUAUUGCAUUUUGAUGUUUAAAUAGUUUAAAUAGUUUUAAUGUUUAAGUUUAAAUAACUAGAAAAGACAUUGGAUAAAUUUUAGUAUGGUGAAUAUAUUUCUAAUUUAUCGCAACCGGUAAUUAUAAUAAUUAUCUCAGUAAGGAACAUAUGAAUCAUAUUACAUUGUUCUGUUUAAUUAUAUAAUGUGAUCUUUGGUAACAAUGCAUUUAUUAACAACAGUGCUAUAUUCUAUUGGUUUUUUUUUUAACUUUAGAUACAUACGCAUUCUUAUUAUUUCUUCUACAUAAAAUGUAUUUCUUCAGAAUGCUCUCUCAUACACCCACUAAGGUAGCCAAUUAGUUUGAAUUUGUUUGACAUUCACUGUGUUUCGGUUCAUUCAUUGCUUUGAACAGGAAGACUACCAUGGACCUCUCUGAAAAGUUGGUGAGUGAUUUCAGCUAGUUAGGGUUUAAUAGAACCCUUCAAUCACCUAAAGCACUUUAGCUGAUGUGAAAAGUGUUUCCUCUUUUUUCAUUUUACAAAAAGUGCAGUUUUCAAUAGAAAUUGGCACUUUUAUAAAUUAACAUUGUUACAUCCUCCUGGCUGUCAAUCAGACUACAGGUCUGGUUACUUCCUGGUUGGUUAUCUCAGUGUAGCAAAACCUAAAAGGCAGGCAAUUGCCCAGAGCAUCUGCCUUACAAAGACUUGUCAUUGAGCUCCAUUGGGAAGUCUGCGAUUUGACAGACACAGAAAGUCUGGGGUGGGUUAGAAGGGAAGGGCUUGCAAAGGCAGCAGAGAAGAAAUGAGAAGAGAUGUUUUUAUUGGGGUUAUAUCUACUAAAUAGUGUUUUGUUUUAUAUUUUAUAUGUAUAUUUGGGAAGUGGAGUGUCCUUUUAAUUUACCAAGCUCUGGUUCCAUGGAUCCUAACAUUACCGCUUUCACACAAAUUGGUAAUUAAACAUAGAGACCUGAGUGUUUCAGUUUAUUGCUAUCAGUCAAACAUGUUGUUAUCGUCUAUAUGCAAUGUAUAUAGCAACAUGUACUUUACUAGUGCUAUACACAUAAAUGAUAACACAUAACAUGUAAAGUUUAAAUUUUACACUAGAUUUAACACAGAAGGAAAUGCCUUUUGGAGCGGUUUAUACUCAAUCUGGAAAGUAUGAAGAAUUGGCAGGGAAUUGCAAAUGUUAGGUUAAAAAAAGUAAUUCCGGACAAUUAAGUUAAAUAACAUAUCCAGUUUGCCUUUUUAGGCCUAAGAAAUGUAAUUUCAUUUGUCUGAUCUCAACAAAUCCCAGUUUAAUAAAUAUAUAUUGUCUCGAUUUUUUUUCCUCCUAAAACUGGCUGCUUCAGUGGCGUCGCUAGGGUGUUUGAGGGGGGGCAAGAGGGAGCCAUGCAUUGCCCCCCCUCUUGUGCCCCCCCAAUUAAAAUUGGAACGGGAGCACUGUGUCUCUCUUCACAAGCUGCAGCAGCAGUGCUGUCAGUUCCCACUUGCCUGAUGGGCCCUCCGGACUGUCGGCAGUGUACAGAGGUGGGUGGUCCGUCAGGGCCCCUACCUCCAUCGUUCUUUGAAGGAUUGAAUCAUAGAUGGAAUUCCCACUUACGGCCAGAGGGGGCACUGUGCUGGUCAGUCUGUGUGUGUGUGGGGGGGUCACUCUGUGUGUGUAUGGGUCAGUCUGUGUGUGUGUGUGGUUCAGUCUGUCUGUGGGGGGUCGGUCUGUGUGUGUGGGGAUCAGUCUGUGUGUGUAUGGGUCAAUCUUUGUGGCGGGGAUCAGUCUGUGUGUGUAUGGGUUAGUGUGUGUGUGUAUAAGUCAGUUUGUGUGUGUGUGUGUGUGUAUGGGUCAGUCUGUGGGGGGGCAGCAGUCUGUGUGUGUAUGGGUCAGUUUGUGUUAGUUAUUAAAGUAAAAAUUAUAAAGCCCUUUCCUAUCCCACUCUUUACACCCCCAGAACACAGUAUACCAUUACAGACAGUGAACUCCCCACAUACAGUACACUCCCACCCAAACAAGGUACACCUUUGCAUACACACACAGUGCACCCCUCACACACUUCAUACCACACAUCAUCUCUUCCCUCACAUACACACUUCAUCCCCACAUGCAUUCACUCCCACACACGCAUACAUACAUACAUACAUACAUACUUCACCCCAUUACACACCAAAUCUCAUAUAUGUUUAUAUAUAUAUAUAUAUAUAUAUAUAUAUAUAUAUAUAUAUAUAUGACACAUACACACACACACACUGACAGAUACACACAUUUUCUCACACACUCACAAAUAGUUAUUUUUAUUUUUAUUUAAAUCCACACAGCCUCCCUACCUUUGCUGAGAGCUGAGUGGAUCUUUCCCUGGCGUCCAGUGGGUCUCCUCUCUGAUCUUCCUGCAGUUUCUCUCUGCUCCCCUGCACGCUCUAUUUAGUGAUGCUGGGGCCGGAGUGACGUCAUUGCACUAAACAUCGUGCGAGGGAGCAGAGAGGAACUGCAGGAAGGUUACUGCUCCCUUGCGCACCACCUCCAUGCUCGUCGUGGCGGCCAGCUUCAAUGUUUCCUUUGCAAAGGGCUGACAAAUCCCAGGCGCCAGGGUGAAAUUUCUAUUUGCCAUGGUGACCCGGUGUCUGGGAUUUGUCGAGCCCUGUGUAUGUGUGUAUAUGUAUGUGUAUAUAUAUUUAUUUAUAUAUGUGUGUGUGUAUAUAUAUAUAUAUAUAUAUAUAUAUAUAUAUGUACAUGUAUGUAUGUAUGUACACACAAACAUAUAUAUACACGAUUUAGAACAACCCCCCUACUUUUAUCACUGGCACCUCAUGUGUCCCCAAAUAUAUGAAUCCUGGAGCCACUGAGCUUCACUGCUGUCUCUAGUCAUACAAUAUAUAAUAUAGAUACAAAAACACCUGUGUGCAGGUAGAAAACACACUUAGUGGGUAAUAAAUGUAAGAAUACAAAAAAUUACCCUUAGUCAAAAGUGAAGUAGAUGAAAGGACUCCUCUUAUGUCCUUAGAACAAUAUUGAUAUACUACCAGAAGGCAAUCUACAACACAAAAUAAUAGAAACGGACAUAGAAUAGUAACGUAGUGUAUUGGGAAUUUGUAGAAAUAAAUGAUUACACUCACAGACCCAAUUUGAUUGCAGGCAUAUCAUAAAUAACGAUGUAUGGACUUCUCGAUUUGUGGAACGUCAAUCCCAUGUAUAAGAGGAAGAAUAGAAAAUAAUAAUAGUGCAGAGUAUCUUAAAUAAAAUUAGCAAAAUUUAUUACAAGGUACACUUACAAGAAAGAUGUAUCAAAAAGGCACAUCAAACUCAGCUGAAGCUGCAAACCAGUCUCAGGAUCAGAAGAGCAGAAUAACCAAAUAAGAUAAAAUACAUUUAAACAUCUAUAAAAACAAAUACUCCGCAUAUAAGAAACAAGCCCUACGCGUUUCGUUCAUAAAAUGAACUUCAUCAGGGGCAUCCAGUCCUCUGUAAACAAAAAUACAUAAAACACUCGUCUUUUAUAACUACAAUCAAAUUUGCCGCGAAGAAAAUCAGCUGUGCGUGUUACUUCCGGGUUUCGGCUUCGGUGUAUUUCCGGAUACGCCCCUAUUGCGUUCCGGAACUUCUGUCCAAGCCUCACUUUGAAGUUCAUCUAAUUGAACGGAAGUCCAGACGAAUGUGCGUUCCAUUUUGCGUUCCAUUCUCGGGGUUAGACACAUACAUCCCCAGAGCACAUCGUAAUAUAUAAAAAAAACGAAAUAAACAUAUGUGUAAUCAUAUAUACAAAUAUAUAGAGAAGGGGGGAGUAUCACCUAAUUUCGAAAAAGGGGAAUAAUACAUACUAAUAAUAGAAAAUAAAAAAUAAAUAAUAAAUAAAAAAAAUAAAAAUAACAAAAAUAAUCAAAUAAAAUUAAAAAUAAAAAUAAAUAAAUAUCAAAAUAAGAAUAAAAAUAAAAAUAAAAAUAAAAUUAAAAAAUAAAAAUAAAAUUAAAAAUACAAAUAAAAAUAAAAAUAAAUGAAAUAAAGAUAAAAAUAAAAAUAAAAAUAAAAUUAAAAAUAAAUAAUAAUAAAAAGAAAAUCAUAAAAAACAAACCAAAUCAAAAUCAACAUUUAGACCCCUCGGUUUCAUAGUUUGCAAUGUAUGAAUCCAAUGUCUCUAGUCAUAUACUGAGCUGGUGUCUUUACUUUGGGGGCUAAUACUCUUUGGGGAUGUGGAUCUCGCAGUAGACUAUUGGCUUGUGCAAUGGGAAGGUUGAAGAGAUCAAAUUAUUCCCACUGUGUAAUACACUGUAAGGGAAAUUUCCUACCUUCUCUGUGAGCAAAUCCGAGUGAAUGGCUAUGAAAUUAUAUCAUAAAAUCCCAUUGCUCUGAUUAAACAAAGGGUACAAUAAAGUUGUCACUGCUUGCCAGAGAAGGCUGAGACAGCUUGCUCACAACACUAGACACCACAAAUAAAGUCUCUCUUCCAUGCUAGUAAGAAGAAAGAGAGGCUUAAAGGAUCACUAUAGUGUCAGGAAAACAAGCUUGUUUUCCUGACACUAUAUCAUCCUUAGGACCUCCUCGCCCUCAGGGUCCCCCUCCCUUGACGCUGAAUGGGUUAAAACCCCUUCAGUUACGUACCUUAAUCCAGCGCCUGGGUCACUCGGCACUGGUGACCUCUCCUCCCCCUCUGACGUCAGCUCCCGAGUGGAGCGGAAUGCGCAUGCGUGGCAAGAGCCGCGCACGCAUUCAAACAGUCCAUAGGAAAGCAUUUCUCAAUGCUUUCCUAUAGACGUUCUGCAUGCUGGAUGCAAAAAAUGCAGAAACUCCUCUAGCGGCUGUCAGGAACACAGCCACUAGAGAUUGGAUUAACCCUGCAAUGUAACAGGACGACUGUAUAAUAAAUCUAAAAUAUGGUACUGCCUAAUUAGCCGGACAUCUAGUAUCAAUGCAGUAAUAUAUAUCCUAAGUACUUGCCAUUGUCCUAGUGUAUAAGCAAGUGUUCUCUUUUCACAUAUACACAUUUGAAUUCAACUUGAUACUUCUUCACUCACAAAUACACAUUCUAUAUCACUGACACUAUAUAUGCCAAUAUGACAAUAUAUGCCGUCAAUUGUGUUGCAUCGAACCCACAAAUGCACACAUGCAUCCGGAAUCUCGAAAUUUUAUCAAAAAUAUCUGAUAUACAAAAGAAUAUUCCAACUCAACUAAAGUUGUAGCUUUACAAAAAAUUUUCACUUUACGUUUUUUUUCAAUUCGGAUUUUAAAUUGGUCCAGUUAUUAGUUUAGUGAAUACCUGUUAAUAUUUUGUGCCAGGCCUUAUUUCGUAGAUCUAGAUUGCGCUGAUUAGUUUUCUUGUAUUGGUAUAUCUAUGCACCCAAACUCUGAACUCUAUGUGAAGAGAAAAUAUGUUUAAAGGGUUACUCCGCACACUGAUUUGAAGUGGCCAUGGUGCUUGGAGUCAGUAUAUGCAACAUUUCAAACACUGCUCAUACAGAGAUAUAACACAGUGCUGUCGGAGGUGAACUUCUCCUUUCAUUUGUUUGCAUUGAAUUCUGUACAUAUUUAGCAUCUGCUGUCAGCUUGCAUAACAUGCUGGUGACAGACAGCCAUUGCAUGAUACCCCCCAACAUUGCCUUGAAGCUAGAUACUAGUAUGUGUAGUAAAUUAGGGUGGGACAACGACACAGAUCCAUUAAGUUGUCAAGUCAGCCUGGCGUAAAUGCUACCAGACCUUGACAAUCAAGCAGCCCGACCCACCAAGGGCCAACCAUGCAGGGAACGCUGGUAGAGUGCUCUCUGCAUCGGACUCUAGCAUGAGCUUAUCAGUAGACUACGCUUUUUGGGGACCGUUCCAAUUUGUCCCAAAAAGCUGGAGAGACUGUGAGACAAAACCCUGAAAUAUGGACUGUCCAAUGAAAUCCAGGCUGUUGGGAAGCUCACCCCACUCUCUGUGCCGCCCAAAUCCUCUCUUCACCCUGUCCUCACCCACUUCCCUACUGCAGUUUAGGAAUCCUGAUCUACAGCAUUAAUGAGUCUAUAAUUUGCAUAUGCGUGUCUGUCUAUGUAUUAAUUAUUAUGCCCGACUUACAGAACUUAUAUUAUCUCAUGUGCUUUUAUUAAGAGAUAAAUGCCUCUGCGAUAUUACAUGCAUAUGCAUUUUAGAAAAUUAUAUCUUGCAUUCCUCUAUAAUUAUUGAGUUUUGAGAUUUAUUUAGAUAUUGUGAUGCAAUCAGAAUACCGGCACAACGUGUACGUAUGUAUAUUUAAAAGGGCGUAUUCACAUACUGAUUUUUUAAAUAUACUCGUUCAUAUUGACAGCUGUUUUAAACAAACCAAAAUGAAAGGCCCUAUUUAUUGCAUGAGCACAACGAAAACUCUGGCUUACAUGGUCAAUCUGUGAGUACAGUUUCGUGGGAUAAAUAUUUCAAGAUCACCUAAUGUCGUCUAAAUGUUGUAGUUUGCUUUACAACGAACUAUCAUUCGGCGUUUAGAGAACUGACAUCACUGCUCCUCAUCGAAUGUCUAUAUGACUGCGAUUUGUUUUUUAUUGCAAAAUUGUUUCCCAUGACGUUAAAUUCUACACCACAGAGUGUACAUGUGUAAUAUGAAACAUAGGGUUUGUUCCUUAAAUUGUAUUUCUUAUAAAUGAUAAAAUGACUUGUUUAACCUCACAUAAUAUUUCAGAUUGUGCAUAGACACAAUUUUCCUGCACUGCCAUAAUACAGCAUUCACUACCGCAAAUAUAUCUCAGAACUAAUGUUAGAGACACUCUGAACACCUAAAGCACUUGUGUCCUCCUUUUUUCAUUUUACAAAAAUUAUUUCUAUAACAAUUGGCACUUUCAUAAAUUAACCUGGUUACACCCCUGGCUUUCAUGCAGACAACAGGUUUUGUUACUUCCUAAUUGUUUAAACUCAAGAGGCAGCAAUUCCUUUGAACACGUGCCUUGCAAAGACUCCUCAUUGAGAUGCAUUGGGAAGUCUGUGAUUGGACAGUCACAGAAAGUCUGGGCGGGGUUACAAGGGGAGGGAUAUAUCUACUAAACAGUGAUUUUUAUUUAUUUUAUUGUAUUUGGACAGUGGAGUGUCCCUUUAACAAGCAAAAACUUAGACCCGGUGUAUUUUGAACAUGUAAUCUAACUAUACAUAAUUGAUAGCAUUUAACAGAUGUAACAACACAACCGACAAGACAGAAUAGGAUCACAUCCUACCGGGGUUGAGGCAGCUCUAAAUAUACAUGGGAGAGACCUUAGGCCCAAAACAUAGGCAAAUGCGUGAAACCAGUCCAGUGGAAAGGUGACAAACUGCAUAACACCUACGGAAAUGGGAAGUGGUCACGUGGGAAUCUACAUAUCGAGGCCUCAGGCUAAAACAACUAGAGAGAUAUACAAGCCACCUAUGGGAACCUUACGAGAACGCAUGCCACACAAACGUAAUGCUCACGAUCUUGCUUUGUCGGUGACCUGCGUGUCCCACCUGUUAUACCUUACUGUUAUGUGUUUCUACUGUCAAAAUCUUCAAUAAAAACAGAUUUACAAAAAAAAAAAAAAACAGAUGUAACAAACAGUGACGCUGGGUCACUACUCCCUUGACAAUGCUAAUGUGCAAUCAAUGCUUUCCUAUGGGAAAAUGGCUGACACUGGAUGUCUUUAUGCAGGGCGUGAAGACGUCCAGCGUCAGUUGCUGGAACAGACAUCCGUUAACAGCCAGGAAGCGCCUCCAGUAGCUGUCGGGUAGACAGUUUCUCUGGAACUGCAAUGUUUUAAAUUGCAGCACUAAGUGCAAUAGGGACACUGCACCCAGACCACUUCAAUGAGCUGAAGUAGUCUGGGUGCCUAUAGUGUCCCUUUAAACAUUUUUACAAAUUUAUAGUGUCUUGCAGAAUGUUUCAGUGGAUUCUUAAAGCUAUUACUCUAUUUAAUUAGUAGUAUACCUAAGUAUUGAGAUGAUCCAGAGACCCUUGAAUACUAGCCCUUAUGAAAAAUGUCCCCAGCAAUUUCCUCUGGAAAUUAAAAAAUAUGGAUCUGGCUAAAACCGUGAGAAUUAUGUAUAAAUUUGGUUCCUGCAAGCUUGCAGUGGCCCUGGUCUAAUGGUUGCUUUUGAUUUUUACCUGAGUGUGCAUAUCUCUCCAUCUAUCCCUUUUGUUAUUCACUGCAGUAAGAAUUCAUAGUGACUGUCAAAUUUAAAGGGACUUUAUAUGUACCAAAGCAACUUUAGAUUGAUGAAGCAGUCUCAGCGUAUAGAUCAUGUCGUUUCUGUGUCACUGCUUAAUUCUCUCCAGGUCGGCUAAUUUUAUCUUAUUUUUUAAAUUGAUUAUGAAUUCUCAUUUUAUGUAUGUAUGUCUUUAUCAACAAUUCUAUCUCCCUCCAUCUACCUCUUGUCUUUGCAUCUACUUACAUGUCUCUCCUCCGCUGCAUAUCUCCAAACCCCCAAAGUGUCUGUUUUCAUCUUCAUUGUAUCCACCUCCAAAUGUCUCUCUCAAUUUACUGUAUCCUCAAUGUUCCCUCAUCAAACCUUAAUGUUGUCUGUCUUCAUCUGCACCAAACAUUUCUCCCAGAAGACCUGUUUUCAUUACGUGGUGGAUACCUUUUGACCCAAUACAUUUUUCAUUACUAGGUGAAACCGUGUCCCUAAAUGGUAUGUAAAGUAACUUCCAACCUUUCAUAUAAUCGAUUUUUAUGGUGAUUUAUGCAUACCUCCCAAGUGUCACUAUUUAGGAGCAAUAAUCCCUAUUUUGGGCCCAGGUCCCUCUGUCCUUCUUUCUUGUCUUAAUGUCCAUCUUUUCUUGGAGCUCUAUAUUGUUGGUGUGUCUGAGUGUAACAGAUCUCCACUUCAAUAAUACUCACAGGAAUGUCUCACUAGGACUAAGACAGCCUCUAGUGCCUGUCUACCAGACACCCACAGCAUGGUGGUCGAGGCCAUAUGGUUGGUAUUACACAUCAUGUACUAUUUUAUUUACUUUACACAUAUAUUUAAUGUAUAGAUUAGUUAGAUAUUUUACAAAUAAAGUACUCUCUGCACAUUUGGUUCCAGGACUGGCUGGCAGUUAGAAAGGAGAAAUGGAAUGGGGAAAUAAUGUUUAUUAAAAAGAUGGAAGGGUUUUUUUUCUUGUUUUUUUUUUUUUAUACUUAUAAUAUUUUUAAAUCUGACAAAACAGAACAAUAUUGAUAAAGGAACAUGCCACACCUAAAUCACUUUAUCUGGAACAUGUCACAUUUGUGACAGUUUACAAGAAUGUCGAUUUCAGUGGAAAUUGGUGCUAAACCAGAGUGCGAUCCCUAGAAGAGGGCCCUGGUGGGAUGGGGUAAUGGGAGUGGGUCCAAAUUAUUGGCAGGUCAACCUGGAAUGAAUGCACUGACCAUGGAGGGAGCACUGUUCCAGGUUCUAGAACCCUGAGUGUAGUGUGAGAAUGCCUAAUGAUGCGCUUUUUGGGGAAAGUUUCCUGGUGUCCUCAAAAGCAGGAUACCAGGAAACAAAGUCGGGUCUGUGAGACAGAACCUGAAGAUCAGGAAUGUCCCACUGAAAUUGAGAUAGUAAUGGGGAUAAAUACAAAUUAAAGAAAAAGAAAAACUAUUUAAAGGGAUACUUUAGGCACCCAGACCACUUCAGCUCAUUGAAGUGAUCUUGAUGCAAUAUCCCAGUCCCCCUUAGUCCUGCACUGUAAAUCAUUGCAGUUCCAGAAAAACUGCAAUGAUUAUAUUGCAGGACUAAGACUGCCUGUAGUGGCUGUCCAUCAGACAGACACUAGAGGGCACCUACCGCUUGCUAGGCGACUUUUGGUUGCUUAACUGAUGCUGGACAUCCUCCCUAUCGAGAGGGCCUAAUGCGAUGGUAUCACUCGGCACGAACGCGCAUUAGACACCCCUUUCUUUUGGAUGACGUUGGAGGAAGCAGAGUGCCAGCCCAGUGCUGACGGAGAUCGUCGCUGGAAUCAGGUGAUUACAUAAAGGGUUUAUUAACCCUUUGUGAGCCGGGGGGGGAGGGCAGGGCACAAUUCACAGUGGAGGGCUAGAAGGACAUUUUGUGUAAGGAAUACAGCUUUUUAUUCCUUACACUAUACUAUCUUGCUUCUUCCCUCUUAAAGGGAUACUAUAAUAAAUUCUACACUAUAGUAUCCCUUUAAGAGGGCAAGAAACAAGAUGUGAGGUAUUCUAUGCAUAGUCAAGCUAACAGUGAACAUAUAUAGCUGUCCUUGUGAAAACACUGGUUUUCAAAGCUAUAUAUAUACAGUUGCAAGAAAAAGUAUGUGAACCCUUUGGAAUGAUAUGGAUUUCUUCACAAAUUGGUCAUAAAAUGUGAUCUGAUCAUCAUCUAAGUCACAACAAUAGACAAUCACAGUCUGCUUAAACUAAUAACACACAAAGAAUGAAAUGUUGCCAUGUUUUUAUUGAACACACCAUGUAAACAUUCACAGUGCAGGUGGAAAAGUAUGUGAACCCUAGAAAUGACAUCUCCAAGAGCUAAUUGGAGUGAGAUGUCAGCCAACUGGAGUCCAAUCAAUGAGAUGAGAUUGGAGGUGUUGGUUACAGCUGCCCUGCCCUAUAAAAAACACAGACCAGUUCUGGGUUUGCUUUUCAUAAACAUUGCCUGAUGUGAAUGAUGCCUCGCACAAAAGAGCUCUCAGAAGACCUACGAUUAAGAAUUGUUGACUUGCAUAAAGCUGGAAAGGGUUAUAAAAGUAUCUCCAAAAGCCUUGCUGUUCAUCAGUCCACAGUAAGACAAAUUGUCUAUAAAUGGAGAAAGUUCAGCACUGCCGCUACUCUCCGUAGGAGUGGCCGUCCUGUAAAGAUGACUGCAAGAGCACAGCGCAGACUGCUCAAUGAGGGGAAGAAGAAUCCUAGAGGGUCAGCUAAAGACUUACAAAAGUCACUGGCAAAUGCUAACAUCCCUGUUAGCAAAUCUACAAUACGUAAAACACUAAACAAGAAUGGAUUUCAUGGGAGGAUACCACAGAGGAAGCCACUGCUGUCCAAACAAAACAUUGCUGCACGUUUACAAUUUGCACAAGAGCACCUGGAUGUUCCACAGCAGUACUGGCAAAAUAUUCUGUGGACAGAUGAAACCAAAGUUGAGUUGUUUGGAAGAAACACACAACACUAUGUGUGGCGAAAAAAAGGCACAGCACACCAACAUCAAAACCUCAUCCCAACUGUGAAGUAUGGUGGUGGGGGCAUCAUGGUUUGGGGCUGCUUUGCUGCGUCAGGGCCUGGACGGAUUGCUAUCAUCGAAGGAAAAAUGAAUUCCUAAGUUUAUCAAGACAUUUUGCAGGAGAACUUAAGGCCAUCUGUCUACCAGCUGAAGCUCAACAGAAGAUGGGUGUUGCAACAGGACAAUGACCCAAAGCAUAGAAGUAAAUCAACAACAGAAUGGCUUAAACAGAAGAAAAUAUGCCUUCUGAAGUGGCCCAGUCAGAGUCCUGACCUCAACCCGAUUGAGAUGCUGUGGCAUGACCUCAAGAAAGCGAUUCACACCAGACAUCCCAAGAAUAUUGCUGAACUGAAACAGUUCUGUAAAGAGGAAUGGUCAAGAAUUACUCCUGACCGUUGUGCACGUCUGAUCUGCAACUACAGGAAACGUUUGGUUGAAGUUAUUGCUGCCAAAGGAGGUUCAACCAGUUAUUAAAUCCAAGGGUUCACAUACUUUUUCCACCUGCACUGUGAAUGCUUACAUGGUGUGUUCAAUAAAAACAUGGCAACAUUUCUUUCUUUGUGUGUUUAUUAGUUUAAGCAGUCUGUGAUUGUCUAUUGUUGUGACUUAGAUGAUGAUCAGAUCACAUUUUAUGACCAAUUUGUGCGGAAAUCCAUAUCAUUCCAAAGGGUUCACAUACUUUUUCUUGCAACUGUAUGUAUAUAUAUAUAUAUAUAUAUUUAUUUAUAUCAGUGGCUGAUCCGGGGGGGGGGGGGCAACGGGAUUCUCCCCUGCCGGCUAAUCACAGAUCUCCCUCCACGGUCCGCAGGCACUGUGCUGGCAGCCGGCAGGGGAGGGAGGGAAAGAGGACCCGGGAGCUCUUACCUGCAGCUCCUCCAGGGCCUUCUCUCGUGAGCACGGUUACCACGGCAACGCUCCAAAUCUCGUGAGAGUGAACUCUAUCCCUGGAGCUACGGGCUAGAGUUCACUCUAACCACUGGGAUCACCAGGGAUUCCCACCGGACCACCAGGGAUCCAGAAAUGUCCCCCCUCCUCCCAGUAAAGGUAAGAAGGGAGGGGGACAUAAUGUAUAUUUAUAUUAUUAAAUAAAAAUUUAAAAAAACAUUAUUUAAAAGCCUCCCUACCCUCCUUUCCCCAUGCACACACUGCCCCACACACACUCACUGCACACCGAUAGACACAUUGCCCCACACACACUGCUGCUCCCCAUACACAUGACCCCCAUACACAAAUUGCCCCACACAUACAUACAGUGCCCCCCACACACUGCUACCCCCCCAUAAACACUAUGCCCCACACAUACAUACUGUGAUCCACCAUACACACAUUGCCCCACACAUACAUACAGUGCCCCACACACACAUACAGUGAUCCCCCAUACACACACUGCCCCACACAUACAUACAGUGCUCCCCAUACACACACUGCAACCCAUACACACAUUGCACUUAUACACACAUUGCACCACACAUACAAUGCCCCACACACACAUACAGUGCUCCCCCAUACACACACUGCCCAACACAUACACACAUUGCCCCCCAUACACACAUUGCCCACACACACAUACAGUGCCCCCCAUACACACACUGCCCCCACACACACACUGCCCCCCACACACAUACAGUGCCCCCAUACACACACUGCCCCAAACACACAUACACUGCAAGCCUCACACACACUGCAACUCUCACACACACUGCCCCCCUCACACACACACUGCAGCUCUCUCACACACACACUGCCCCACACAUACACUGCAACCCUGACAUACACUGCCGCCCUCUCGCACUCACAUAUACACUGCACCUUUCACACACACAUCACCCCUCACACAUACCACUGCUCCUAUUCCCUAUAUCCCAGCAGACCCCAGGUAAGUUGUCAAACUGUUCUUAAACGGUUUGGCUACUUAUUCUGGCAUGGGAUCCUGGCACUACUGGCACCAUAACUACUACACUGAGCUGUAGUGGUUAUUGUGCCUGGAUUAUUUCUUUAAAUAAUCUACAAGUGCCCCUCCCAAGAUCAGGCUCUGGAUCCGCCACUGAUUUAUAUAUAUAUAUACCCAUAUACAACAACCAAUUCUGCUUUUUAAGAUUUAUUUAUUUUUUAUUCUUUUUUUUGCUAUUCAUGAGUUUACAGACAAUCUUGCUGUGCCACAACAGCAAAAGAAAGCGUGAUAAAAACAAUAGAUGUCAUGGCAUUUGAGAGAAACAGCACAGUAUUUUUAUAUGAAGAUAGUUGAGUGAGGUAUAAAUGAGUAGACUUAUGUAAACAAGCUGGGAAUACAUGAAACAACAACGAUUAAGUAGUCACGCUAAAUCUACAUGAAGGAAACUUUAAGAGAGUAUACCACCCCGGGCUGAUCCUGGGUUACAACAGACAGUCUGCUUUGCUAAACUAGAGGGCAUUAAUAAACAGGCAACAACACUAAGAGUUUCAGCCAUGUGGUCAGCACACUCCCAUCAUGGGUACGAUGCGGCACCAGCCGAGAUCUCCAGGCUUCUGGUCCAGUGUCAACAGUGCCGCCAGUUCUGCUUUAAGCCAAGUUUGGUCAAACAUUGAUGCACAGUGAAAAUUAACAGAUCUUCAUUUCAUUCUGCAAAACAUAAAAAACAUUGCCGCUGCAAUAGUCUAAGAAAUAAAUAAUUUGUAAACACUGGCUGUUCUGCUGAUUCCUAUUUGGCUCUGUUGACUAAUGCUAGAUGCUUAUCAAUGUUGCCACAUGUUUAUAUUGAAGGUCAAUGUGUGAUUGCAUAAUAAUACUAUGCUUUCAUGGCACAACUUAAAACCUUUGCUUAAAAAGUGGAGUGCUUCUUUGCAACAACGCUCAGAUAUCCUGCUGCAUUCAAUCUGUCCACAUUGAAGCCGUUACGAACAUCACAAUGUACAAUGUAGCAAGGUUGAGAUGAUCUAGAGAAGGUUCCUACAAUAUGCCUGUGGAUUUAGCUUAUUGAAGUGGCCUCCCUAGUCACCAGUAGUCCUGUGCAUGGCAGAAAACUUUAGUUCGGCCAAAUCAUUUUGUCUGAAAAUAAAAUGUAGUUUGGGUAGUCCAAUAACGUCAGUGUGGCAGUUCAGCUCGUCUGAAUAUCACCCAUGCAAAAAUAUUUUCAACACCUGACAUAUUAUGUAUAUAUUUUGCCGUUCACUGAUUGGCGCAUUUCCCCUUUAUUUAAAAAGUUACUAUUAGAGGUGAAAAAGAGAAGAAGCAUUAAAAAAAAAAAUACAUAUAUAUAUAUAUAUAUAUAUAUAUAUAUAUACAUAUUAUUAUUAUUAUUAUUUUUUUACUGCUCCUCAUAUUCUUUCCCAUCAGUUAUCUUCUUUUUUGGCACCAUGACAGAACUCACGAAUCACAAAUCACGAAUCAAAUGAGCAUGCUCGUCCAUUGUGUGAGACGUUUGCUGAGUCCAUGUGGUGCUUCGAGUUACGGAAUUGCAACAAUCCAACAAUCGUCCUAAAUUCAACUGAAUUGCAAAACGAAUUAACAAAUCUUGUCACCAGAUCUCACUCUAGAUAUCAGUCCAACUGGGUAUCUGUAGGUCAAAGAGAAAGAAGGUACUCAGUGUAGAGGUCCAUUAACCUCAAAACAUAUCUAAGCACUGAAAGUAUUGGAGUUAGCAUGGCUUAUUAUCUCUGUGGAACACCUCAGAACGUUCAUAGUCUUACAUUUGCUUGAGCAGAAUUUAAUGUGAAGUAUUUAUUUAUAUAUUUAUUUUUGUAUUAUUUUGUGCCUCACCCAUGUAACAUCUAUUUAUAGACAUGGUUGGGCGUUGGCAGAAUAUGAUUCACUCUCUUACCAUCUUCAGGUAUUGCCAACCCAGUGAAGCUGGUGCCUUGGUUUCUACAUUCAGAUCGGGAUUGUAAGCUUGCAAGCGGGCGCUCUCCCAUUUUGAGGUUCUUUUGUCUCUAUACUCAACUUAGUUAGAAAUGCCUUGUAUCAAUCUCUCUGUAAGCUACUAUUUCCUCUAAUUAUUACUCUUACAUGGCAGGUUUAGCUGGCAAAGCAUAUAGACCUAGGCAGUAUGCCAGAUUGGGGCCCCUGCCUAGAGCCCUUGGACGUCCAUCCCCACCUGGAAUCUGUUGAAGCCACUCCCCAAACUUGGGAGUCACAGCCCGAGUGCUCCUAGCACAACUGGGACUACUUCUUUCAGUCCCUGGUAUUUGUCCAGCUUCUCAUGUUCUUUCUUCCUCAUGUUAUAGUCAAUGGGUAUUGCCACGUCCACCAUUACUGCAAUCUUCCGUUCCUUGUCAACCAUCACAAUGUCAUGUUAGUUGGCCUGUACUUGCUUGUCUGUCUGGAUCUGGAAUAUAUAUAUAUAUUUUACUACACUUUACCUGCUAUUGUGCUAUAAUGUAGUGUAGAUAGAAUUAGGUGUGGGAAUUUAGGAGGGAUGCAGGAGAACGAAACAUGUUAAUUGGCGGACUAUAAAUUAGUUAAGGUAAAGCUGACUGCUCUUGCUGCUUCUUUCUCUACAACAGGGUGGCAUGGCCCCUUUCAUCUACACUCACUAGAUCCGCCUCUUUCUCGUUCUGCCUCCCAGUAAGAAGGGAAGGAGAGAAGUGGACAAGUGAAUGCUGUGAAGAGAGGUUUCAGAUUUUGUGAUUAGUGAGAGACAGGAGUUGAGAGAUGGAGGGCUUGUAGGAUGAACAGAUAGACUUGGUUGAAAGAUGACAGCGAGAGAUUAGUAUCUGUUAUGUAUGUUACAUGCUUCCCAACUAUCCCGAUUUCGCCUCCUGUGAGUUUUCCUCCAGCCAUGGCCAUCUUUAGCGCAUGGCAAACGGGGCAGCUGCCCCGGGCCCAGUUGCUCCUGGGGGUGCUGCAGAGCAGCUGCCCCGUGGGUCCCGCGAUUUGAGCAGCCCCAUGUACCCAGCGGUGCGGCUGCACAGAGCCGCACUGGCCCGCCAACUAAGGAGGCCCCCCAAAUGGCCCAUGCACUAAGGGCCACCCGGUAAGCAUGUGUGAGCAGGGGCCCAGUCGGGCGCUGUGACGCUUAAACCGCGCGACCGGGCCCCUUGCUGUACUGGCUAGGAGGAAGUGAGUGCUGCGCGUCACUUCCUCCCACCGGUUAUAAUAACCGGGAGGAGAAAGGCAGGAGAAGAGGAGUUAUUCAAGAUAACUCCCAUCUGCCUCAGCCUGCCACUGGACCCCAGGUAAACCACCCUCCAUAAAAAGGUAAGAACCUGGAGGGUGGCUAAAUUUAUGUCUGUGUGUGUGUAUGUCAGGAUGUGUGUGUGUGUGUGUGUGUGUCAGUAUGUUUGUGUGUGUGUGUAUGUGUGUGUGUCAGUAUGCCUGCCUGUGUGUGUGUCAGUAUGUCUGUGUGUGUCAGCAUGUCUGUGUGUGUGUGUGUCAAUAUGUCUGUCAGUGUAUGUGUCUGUGUGUGUUUCAGUAUAUCUGUCAGUGUAUGUGUCUGUGUGUGUAUGUAUGUAUGUAUGUAUGUUUGUGUGUCAGUAUGUCUGCCAUUAUAUAUUUGUGUGUCAGUAUGUAUCUGCAAAUGUUUUAAUAUAUCUGUGUGUGUAUGUGUCAGUAGGUCUGUCAGUGUGAUUGGGGUUGGGCGUAAUUGGAGGGGGGAGGGGCAGGGCCUAGGGGGCCCAAGAAAAUGCUUUGCCCAGGGUCCUAUUCAUAUUAUAUACGGCCCUGCCUCCAGCACUUCCUCCAGCAGAAGCAAGACAAUGCGUGAAUGUUUUAGUGUUUUCUCUCUAAAAGAUUCUGUAAAAAGAUUACGGGAAAAUGUAUUGCUGGGCCAUCCUCUGACCAUAUCAAUAACACAUGGUGUCUGUACAAUCAGCAGCUACUAGAUGUUGAAGACCUCUCCCCCUUCCAUUCAUAUCUCCCUCUCCCCCCUUCCAUUCAUAUCUUCCUCUCCCCCCUUCCAUUCAUAUCUCCCUCCCCCUUCCAUUAAUAUCUCGCUCCCCCCUUACAUCAAUAUCUCCCCCCCUUACAUUAAUAUCUUGCUUCCCCCCUUCCAUCAAUAUCUCCCUCAACCUUCCAUUAAUAUCUUGCUCUCCCCUUCCAUUCAUUUCUCCCUCUCCCUCUUCCAUUCAUAUCUCCCUCGCUCCUUCCAUCAAUAUCUCCCUCCCCCUUACAUUCAUAUCUCCCUCCCCUAUAUAUCAUAUAUUUCUCCCUCUCUCCCUUUUCCAUUAAUUCCAUUCUCCUCCUUUCCAUUAAUAUCUCCUUUUCCAUCCUCCUCUUCACCACCAAUAUUCCCUUCCUUUGCAUUAAUAUCUCGCUUCUCCCCCUUCCAUCAAUAUCUCCCUUCAUCUAUAUCUCCUCCCUUCCAUUCAUAUCUCCUCUCCCUUCCAUUAAUAUUCCCGCCUCUCCUUCCAUCAAUAAUAUCCUCCCCCUUCCAUUCAUAUCUCCCUCCUCCAUUCCAUUAAUAUCUCCCUCCCCCUUCCAUUCAUAUCUCCCUACCCCCUUCCAUCAAUAUCACCCUCCCUCCCUUCCAUCAAUAUCUCCCUCACCCCUUCCAUUCAUAUCUCCCUCUCACCUCUUCCAUUCAUAUCUCUCCCCCUCCCAUUCACAUCUCCUUCCCCCUUUAUCCAUAUCUCCCUCCACCCCUUCCAUUCAUAUCUCCCUCCACCCCUUCCAUUCAUAUCUCCCUUGCCUCCAUCCAGUUCAUAUCUCUCCCCCAUGUCUCCCUCCCUACACAUUCCAUCCAUGUGUCUCCACAUCCACUCCCCUAUGUCUCCCUUCCUAUGCCUUCUGUUUAUACUCCUUCCCUAUUUUCAGGCAGCUGUACCCUCACACUUUCACCUCAGGCACCAGUUUUGCUCUGCCCUUUCAAUUUACCUGACAAGGAAGCCUCUCACUCUCCGGUGGCACACUGACAGAUUGAGCGCCGGGUAGUCUCCUGACACACGGCGCUCCUACGCAGAACCGCAUGGAGCCUCACGUGUCAGUCUGACAAGUGAUUUUUGUGCCCCCACGACCGAAGCCUGUGAUUGGCUGGGCCAAAACUAAGUUCCUUGUGGGCUGUCCGCUGGAUGCGAGUUUGACAUGCUUGCUGUAGAAUUUCUUUACCCUAUGCAAUGUUCAGCAUACUAAUACAAAUUCCAACAAAACCAUACUUUCAAUAAAAAUAACCUUUUGCAUGUUUUAUAAAUGUCAAAAUUCCACUUUAUUUUGUUUCUGAUGAAAUGUAAUAAUAAACUGAAACAUUGUCAUAUUUAUAAAUCUGCUAACGCCUAUGGUUUUUCACAGGCUCUAAGAAAGAGGUUCCCCAGAGGCAAUUACAUGUAUCUAUAAAUGCAUGUAAAGAAACCACAAAUCAGGAAUUAGGACCACGGAUCAGUAGGCUCCUUCUUGUUUCAUACUGCCAUUGACAAGUUAUUUUCGUCAACGCGCAUGGCAACGCAAUGAGCAACAGUGAUGUCUCUUUUCUUUCUAAACGAGAAUAAGAACCAAUAAUUUUCCCCACCCAUCCAUAUGCCCGAUGACGUGGCUUCUGUUUGGAGGGUGCGGUUUUGGCACUUGAUCCAUAUGCCUGCGGGAUCCUGGGAGUUCUGUUUCUUUCCAUCCCAGUUUUAGGAAGUUAACCAGACCUCCGAAGUACAUGUAGUAUUCCCGAGAAAGAUGGUCACAGCAACUAUGUACUGGCAAAGUCAGGCUACAUUGUGCCACUGUCAAUAGUUUGUGUGGGUCAUGGCCUACAAUUGUACUAAAAUUGUCCUUGCACAUAGUGUUAAAUUUUUUAGCUUGUUUAUUUCUGAAUCUUUUAUAUCUGAAAAUGUCAGACCAUCACCCUCUCUGACAAAUGCCUAUAAAAAAAAAAAAAAAAAGACAGCCAUGGAAAAUGUAUUUUAAUCUGUAUUAAAUGUCAAAGAGAAGGUUUGCACCCUUAACACAGAAAAACUAAUGUGAUCACUUCAGCACAUCAGUGCGUUUGUUCAGAUCUGCUUCUCUGUAACAGUUUUGUUUUGUUUUUUUACGAUCAUUUAGCUCUGCAGCAUGACUUGGGUUAAUAUAACUAAUCUGUGGAUUACGCAACAGAACAUGUUACAUAGAAUCCGAUAAAGUGUGUCAGUGGGGCAGAGAGCAUGAUGGACUGGUUAGUCUGCCAAUCACAGACAAUCUCCGAGCCUGUUUAACCAGUGAGAGACGAGGACCAGUCUCUAGGCUUCGUUCAACGUAAUCACCGCAGAUGCCUGUUAUAUAACCAGCAGGAUUAUUCAGGAGAGGCGGAGCAUGCCAGUUAACAAGCCUGCGACUAAUUACCCCCUUUAUGCAUGUUAUUACUUAUUCUCAUUGCUCUCCCAGUGCUCUCACAAGCUGAUAUGUUGAUUAUUAAUUUAAUCUAUUAAUUGACAUAAUUGUUUUACCUCCCCUCUAGCCGUUCAAACACCGAAAACAUACAGUUCUGCUAGCAGUGUUUGCAGGCAGAAAAAGCACAAGAACAAACAAUGUCAGUGAUAUACCCACAAACAAACAAACAAACACAAAGAGGCAGCCAAGGGCUGCAUCUGUUUUUCCCCCCAAAAGAUUCACACAUAAAGUAUAUCAUUUAUACAUUAUAAAUAUAAAUAGCAUCAAUCAUAUCACAAAAACAUUGUGAAAUAUCAGAUUCAUUUGCAUGGUGAUUUUUAUUUUGAAUUCUGUUUUGGCAGAUUUCAAUAGGUCAAAAGAUUGUUUCAAAACCAGUCCGCUAAGGAAUCUAAGCUGGCAAAGCAAAGCAUCAUGGGAGUUGUAGUUUUGCAACAGCUGUGGAUACAGUCAUCCCUACCUAAUCAUAACCCAUAACAUGCGGCCAGUCUGAUAAAUAAUAAAAUUGACAAAUCCAUAAAUUGAGUAUUGUGACUAAUCCAUUAGGGAAUUAUUAUUAUUAAUUAUUGAGAAUCCAGGCAUAUUAUUUGUCCAGCAUAUGGAUCUGUAGGGCAAAUUGUAAUAAGAAAUUAUUCCAUAGGAUCAUGUUCAGACGAGUUUGUUUAUUUUUUUCAAUCUGUGGUUUUUAUAAUUUCAAACUUUAAUGGUAUUUCCUGGGGAUGGGAAAUAUUGUUGGAUAAAAAGUGGUAACCGACAGUGGUCUGCUGGAAAUAAUUCUUACUAUUUGUACUUUAAAGGCACAAUCUAAACACCAUAACCACUAUGUCUGCUAUAGAGGUUGUAAGGAGUGGAGUCCCUUGUCGCCCUCCCAGAGUAAUAUGUCAAACUGUUUUAGAAUGAUUUGACAACUUACCUGGGUACGGCCAGUUUGACAGCUUAACUGGAUCUCCUUACAGAUAAAUCCAGUUCGCUAUACAGUGGUACGCAGGGCCACUCUCAUUGGCUGAGAGCAUCAGCUGAGCAGUGCAGGUGCCCAGGUAAGUAUACAAACACUAUGCUGGGUAGAGAUGCUAUAACCAAACUCAAUUGUACUCCAUAUGGGCCCUGGAUUGCUUCUUGAAGUAUUUUUCUUUCUAAAACAAUGCCUCUCUGCUGUAGAAAUUUUGUGUAGCAGGCAGAAACUCUUAUCAACAUUCUUGUGUGGCUUAGCUGUUCCAAACCGACAACAGAUACACAUUAAUACACUACAGAAAAGCCAGUAAAAAUGCAAAACUCAUGGUUACACAACAUAGAAUUUAAAAAAUUUUUUUUACAGAACAGGUAUAGUUUAAGCUGAAGUAACAACAGGCAUGGUAACCGUAAGGUAAAUACUGUGACACAGGCAGUUACAAGAUCUAUGCAAUGCAUUAGCAGAGAAGGAGUUAAUCUCGAUCUUUAGUCUGUCCCUUAUAUAAUAAAGCCCACACAGCACUGAGCACAGCUGUGUGACGUGGGAUAAAAAGCAGGAAUGAGUCAAUCGCAGGAUGGGGGGCAGAGAUCAAUGAAAGCAAGGAAGGGGGGGCACACAUGAGAGAGAGAGGGAAUGAUCGAGAAUGAGGUGAAUGUUGAAGAAGCAAUAACUGAUAAAUGAGAAGCCACAAGGAAUCACAAUGCGAGGAGUUAUGGUGGUAAAAUAGGUCAGCGCCUGGUUUAUAAUAAACAUAUAUAGUUAGAUAGUUGUAAAUAUAGAUAGUAAUGUGAGGGUGGAAUUACUGGCAAUGCUGCUGGGGCAGACACAUCAGGGUCCGUAGGGUUGUGAGGGCCCACUGGGUGACCCCACACUGUAAUCACGGCAGUAGAAUCGGAGAAAAACAGAAAAGGGUAAAGAAAUAAGUAGGCAGCACACCUGAAAUUAGGGGAUUUCCUCAAAAACGCUGACGUGCAAUAGAACCAAGAAAAACGUAAAUCAGUAUGUGCCAAAAGAAGAAUAUAUAUAAAAAACUAAUUGUAAAAAAUAUACACAUAAGAAGCACACAGUAAGACUUCUAUAAUAUCCUUAAAAUAAUAAAAGCCAAGAAAAUUGGAGUGCCAGGUUAUAUAAAACCAGUCCCAAAAUAGUAUCUGUUCCAUUCCCAAUUUUUCAUGCAAUAUGUCUGACACUGUCUUCACUUCAUGGUAACAAAUAGGAGAAAGCAGAAGAACAGGAAAGACCGAUAGUGCAAUAUGCCAGCUUAACUGAGGUACAAACAACACAACACAAUACAGUGGUGAGGUACACACAACACAAUACAAUAUACAGUGAGGUACACACUACACAUAGGUCCACAAUUGGCAAUUCAAAUGCAAUAGAGCUUAAACCAGCUCUGGAUUAUUCAGCAUACAGUGGUUUAGAUCCCCAUUUGUAGAAUUUCAUUCUGUGAUCUGAUCAGGGGCUCAUUCAAGUGCUGGGCCCCACUAACACUGUGUAGUUUGUUUGGGGACACAUAAAUAUAUCUCCAAACCAGAUCACAUUUAACAGCAAACAGGACUGGCCAAUGCUGGGACUGGGAGGAAGUCGUUACACGUCACUUCCUCCCAGCGCACACGCAGAACCACAUGGGGGAAAAGAGAGACUGCAACAUCCCACUCCCCCUGGAUUUAGUUCAUUCUGAUGUGUUGCAUGAUUGCGUGUACUUACACAUGUGUUGUAGCUGCUAAUUAAUAUUACCUAUUGGUGUUAUGUUAGUAAAUGCACAGUGUACCUUUUUUAUUUGUAUCCUCCCAUACACUAGAGUCCCUGAACACACAAACACACAUACUGCAGUAUUAUUAUUAUUAUAUAGCGCCAACAAAUUCCAUAGCGCUUUACAAUAUUAUAGGAGGGGGCAAUUUAACAAUAAAUGAGGUUGAAGGGAACCCUGCUCAAAUGAGCUUACAGUCUAGAAGAGGCUGGUUAUAAAACACAAUAGGGCAGUAUAAUCCUUAUCCACAAAUACCCCACAACCCCAUUCCUUACACCACCCCCACACUACUGCCCUAUCCAGACACACACUGGACUGCGAACAGCCCCAUCUAUACACACAAUCCCACAUGCCUAUACAUAGCACCACAGGUAGCCUAUCCUACACACAUAAACACCACAAGCAACCUCUGAACAGACACAAUCCCACAUGCCUAUACAUAGCACCACAGGUAGCCUAUCCUACACACAUAAACACCACAAGCAACCUCCGAACAGACACAAUCCCACAUGCCUAUACAUAGCACCACAGGUAGCCUAUCCUACACACAUAAACACCACAAGCAACCUCCGAACAGACACAAUCCCACAUGGCUAUACAUAGCACCACAGGUAGCCUAUCCUACACACAUAAACACCACAAGCAACCUCCGAACAGACACAAUCCCACAUGCUAUACAUAGCACCACAGGUAGCCUAUCCUACACACAUAAACACCACACAGCAACCUCCGAACAGACACAAUCCCACAUGUCUAUACAUAGCACCACAGGUAGCCUAUCCUACACAGAUAAACACCACAAGCAACCUCCGAACAGACACAAUCCCACAUGGCUAUACAUAGCACCACAGGUAGCCUAUCCUACACACACAAACACCACAAGCAACCUCCGAAAAGACACAAUCCCACAUGCCUAUACAUAGCACCACAGGUAGCCUAUCCUACACACAUAAACACCACAAGCAACCUCCGAACAGACACAAUCCCACAUGCCUAUACAUAGCACCACAGGUAACCUAUCCUACACAGAUAAACACCACAAGCAACCUCCGAACAGACACAAUCCCACAUGGCUAUACAUAGCACCACAGGUAGCCUAUCCUACACAGAUAAACACCACAAGCAACCUCCGAACAGACACAAUCCCACAUGGCUAUACAUAGCACCACAGGUAGCCUAUCCUACACACAUAAACACCACAAGCAACCUCCGAAAAGACACAAUCCCACAUGCCUAUACAUAGCACCACAGGUAGCCUAUCCUACACACAUAAACACCACAAGCAACCUCCGAACAGACACAAUCCCACAUGCCUAUACAUAGCACCACAGGUAACCUAUCCUACACAGAUAAACACCACAAGCAACCUCCGAACAGACACAAUCCCACAUGGCUAUACAUAGCACCACAGGUAGCCUAUCCUACACAGAUAAACACCACAAGCAACCUCCGAACAGACACAAUCCCACAUGGCUAUACAUAGCACCACAGGUAGCCUAUCCUACACACAUAAACACCACAAGCAACCUCCGAAAAGACACAAUCCCACAUACAGUCUCUCUCUUUCAUUUCCUCCUGUUGUUUUAAACCUUAUAUAGAGACUGUCUUGGGGCAGAAUUUGCAAACAAGCACAGUAAAAUCUGACAAGACUCUUUGAAAAUGGCCUUUUUAGUUAUUUUUGUUAUUUACCUCGAGUGGAAGCGGAAGUAUAUUUAUAUUGUUUGAUAACAUGGAAUAAAAUAAUAUUUUUUUUUAAAUGUAGAUUAACUAGUUCUUACCCAGGUGCAGCGGGACUAAACCACGUUUCUACUUGAUUGGGAAACGACAUUAUCAUGAAAAGUUAAUUAUAUAUAAUAAUGUAUAGAGAGAGAAACUCUAGCAUUAACUGUUGCUGGCUAUUAGUGCACACUCUGCACUUCCUCAUGCCACAGGCUUGCCAUCUGGAGAAACUCGCUAUCCUGCAUGCCAGUGUUCAUUGCGACGUCACCGCUAAACCUUCAGGGAACUGCCGAGUACCGAGUGUUGGAAUGGUGAUCUGUAAUGGAGGUUAUAGGAAUAGUGACAAUGUUACAGACCAAUCCUGGACCAAUUCAGACGUAGCAGACGUCAGUUUGAUAGCUUAUCUAUUAAGUUAUUGUAUUAUUUAGCUUCUCUUUAAAAAUUAAACACCCCCAGGCACCCCAAUACUGAAUUUGCCCAACUUUAACCCUCAACGCAAUAAUUCUAAAAAACUGUUAUACCACAACCCUUCCUAUUGUGUUUUUAUGCCCCCACCUCCUCUAGAUUAUAAGCCCAUUUGAAGUGGCUCCUCCACAACCUAUUGUUCCUGUCAAAAUGUAAAAUACUUGGUCUAAUUUGUUAAAUUCCCCUUAAAGGGACUCUCCAGUGCCAGGAAAACAAACUGUUUUCCUGGCACUUCAGGUCCCCUCUCCCUCCCACCCCCCAUCCCAAGUUGCUUACCUGUAUUCAGUGACUUACCUGUAUCCCGUGCCGAUAUUCCUCGGCGCUGGUUCAGGGUCCGCCCACGCUGCUCCCCCGCCUACGUCAGCCGGCGAGGGGAGACCUAAUGCGCAUGCACGGCAAUGCCGCGCACACGCAUUAGACCUCCCCAUAGGAAACCAUUGAAAAAUGCUUUCAAUGCUUUCCUAUGGGGAUUUCAGCAAUGCUGGAGGUCCUCACAUAGAAAUGUGUGCUAUAAACCCAGAAGUGCCCUCUAGUGGCUGUCUAGUAGAAUAUUUACAGUUGCAGGGUUAAGGGUAGUGAGAGUUGGCACCCAGGCCACUCCAAUGGGCAGAAGUGGUCUGGGUGCCUGGAGUGUCCCUUUAAUUAUAUUGUACAGCACUACAAAAUUAGUUAGUGCUAUAUAAAUACCAAUAAUAACUGUAACUCAUAUCAAGCUUUAAACCCUCUUAACACUAAAUGCCAUAUAUUAUCGAACUCUGACAUUAACCCCUCUCUAACCUUCCCCCUCCCCUUUACUAUAACCACUUCUAUCCCAGCAUGCAUUUACACAGUUGCAUACACUUACUGUACUCACAGAUUCAAACACAAUACAUUACAAGUAGAUGUAAAUAUACACUGAUGCUAUUUUUGGCCCAAAUCCCUAUUUUUUUAUCCUAAUGUCCCUGGUUUCUAGGAGCUCCAUAUUGAGUGUAUAACAGCGCUCCACAGCAAUAAUACUCCCAGUAAUGUGUCUUUAAACUACAAUAAAUAUGUUUAGAAAUCAUUCUGUGUAACUCAGAUAGAUACAUUGUUCCUGUUCUAGAUUACAUUUUAGUUGCAUAAAUUGUUAUUAGUAAGUCACCUAAAAUUUCUCAGAAGAGCCCUGCCCCUGGUCACACAUACCAGACACACCUAAAAUAAAGUGUCCCUGUUUGUCCAUUUGAAAUGUUGGAAGAUAUACAUCUGUUGUAGAAGCAUCAGGGGAGUUUGCAAACUCAGGGGGGUUUAACGUUUGGCCAUCCUAGUUCUACAAAAUUGGGAGAAAAUAUCUUGCAGAUUUUAAUUUUUUAUUGAUUAGUUUCCUGGACACAUCCACUUGCAAUGGGAUCAUGUGUCUAUAGUCAUCAAACACCAGGAAGCAGCCAGCCUCUAUUUGGAUAUUUCAAGAUGAAAAUAAUAGUGCGGAUAAUAAUAAUAAUAAUAAAUAAUAAUAAAAUGUGCAUCAAUAAAGACAUGCAUUAUCCUACAAGGUUCUUAAAGCCACAGACAGGAUUUUAUAAGGUUGCUGAGCAGACUAAGCCUGAAGACUCAAAUGUGCAGCACUGACACCAUGUGGCUCUUUACAAUAAUGCAGGUUAAUUUUUUUGUGAUCUUAAUAUAUAUUUACAUAUGCCGUUCCAAUAGCUUUAGUAGUUAUGCACGUUCUUAUAUAUGUAUGUAUAAACAUAGUGUGCAGUAUAUUUCUGUAUGAUGCUGCCCUUUGUAAAAUAUAAGCUAGAUUUUCAGUAUAUGGAAUCCACAAAUUUUCCGACUUUGACACCUAUAAGAAGAAGUUUGGAAGUUUAAAGGGACACUAUAGGCACCCAGACCACUUCAGUUCAUUGAUGUGGUCUGGGAGCAGUGUCCCUAUUCCAUUUAGUGCUGCAAUGUUAAACAUUGCGUUUCCAGAGAAACUGCAAUGUUUACAUUGCAGCACAAAGUCUGCAUCCAUUGUCUGUCUCCCAGGCAACCACUAAAGGACUUCCUGAGUCGAAAUGAACCUUUGGUCCGGUAUCUGACGCUGGACGUCCUCAUGUUCUGCAUUAAGGACCUCCAACAUCAGAUUUUUCCCCAUAGGAAAGCAUUGAUUGAAUGCUUUUCUAUGGGGAGGUCUAAUGCAUGCAUUAUUGCCCGCUCGUCACGGGACUUCAGAGGAGGCAGAGCCACGACCCAGGUCCAAGGGACAUUGGCACUGGGGUAAGGUAAGUAAUAAAAAGGGUUUUAACCUUUUAUUUACCAAUGUGAUGGUUGCGGGGGGGGAGGUCUGAGGGAGGCAGGGGUAGCUGUAGUGCCAGGAAUACAGCACUAUAAAUAGUGUCCCUUUAAUAACAAUUACAAUACUCUGGAAUACACAGAUGACAAGAAUCUUAGAAAAUAUCAGGAGAUGUUAAUCACUGCUUACUAACUAGCUUCAAUGAAAGAUGCUAAAUGUUACCAUCUGCUGCUAUGUCCAUAAAUUGUUUUGAUUUUGUAGUAUGAAAAGGCAGUUCACUCUUAACAUUAGAAACAAUCUUUAUAUCAAUUAGCUGCUUAUGGGAAAACUUAGCAACUAAUUGGAAACAAGCAGCAAGUCAUUUCACCAUGACAUCUGCCUAUUUUGUCACGUAGUCACAAAUCCUACGGGUUUAUUUAACAAAGUGAAUUUUAAAUAUACAUUUUUCAAUUGCACCUGUUGUACAGCUGUGCUUAGUGUUGGGACAGGGACUGUACUGUCAGGGGAGAUAGGAGCUAUACAGUGUUUGUGUAUAGGUGGACAGGGGCUGUACUGUCAGAGGAGAUAGGCACUAUACAGUGUUUGUGUGUAGGUGGAUAGGGGCUGUACUGUCAGGGGAGAUAGGAACUAUACAGUGUUUGUGUAUAGGUGGAUAGGGGCUGUACUGUCAGGGGAGAUAGGAGCUAUACAGUGUUUGUGUAUAGGUGGAUAGGGGCUGUACUGUCAGGGGAGAUAGGAGCUAUACAGUGUUUGUGUAUAGGUGGAUAGGGGCUGUACUGUCAGGGGAGAUAGGAGCUAUACAGUGUUUGUGUAUAGGUGGAUAGGAGCUGUACUGUCAGGGGAGAUAGGAGCUAUACAGUGUUUGUGUAUAGGUGGAUAGGGGCUGUACUGUCAGGGGAGAUAGGAGCUAUACAGUGUUUGUGUAUAGGUGGAUAGGGGCUGUACUGUCAGGGGAGAUAGGAGCUAUACAGUGUUUGUGUGUAGGUGGAUAGGGGCUGUACUGUCAGGGAGAUAGGACUAUACAGUGUUUGUGUAUAGGUGGAUAGGGGCUGUACUGUCAGGGGAGAUAGGAGCUAUACAGUGUUUGUGUAUAGGUGGAUAGGGGCUGUACUGUCAGGGAGAUAGGAGCUAUACAGUGUUUGUGUAUAGGUGGGAUAGGGGCUGUACUGUCAGGGGAGAUAGGAACUAUACAGUGUUUGUGUAUAGGUGGAUAGGGGCUGUACUGUCGGGGAGAUAGGACUAUACAGUGUUUGUGUAUAGGUGGAUAGGGGCUGUACUGUCAGGGGAGAUAGGAGCUAUACAGUGUUUGUGUAUAGGUGGAUAGGGACUGUACUGUCAGGGGAGAUAGAACUAUACAGUGUUUGUGUAGAUGGAUAGGGGCUGUACUGUCAGGGGAGAUAGGAGCUAUACAGUGUUUGUGUGUAGGUGGAUAGGGGCUGUACUGUCAGGGGAGAUAGGAGCUAUACAGUGUUUGUGUAUAGGUGGAUAGGGGCUGUACUGUCAGGGGAGAUAGGCGCUAUACAGUGUUUGUGUAUAGGUGGAUAGGGGCUGUACUGUCAGGGGAGAUAGGAGCUAUACAGUGUUUGUGUAUAGGUGGAUAGGGGCUGUACUGUCAGGGGAGAUAGGAGCUAUACAGUGUUUGUGUAUAGGUGGAUAGGAGCUGUACUGUCAGGGGAGAUAGGAGCUAUACAGUGUUUGUGUAUAGGUGGAUAGGGGCUGUACUGUCAGGGGAGAUAGGAGCUAUACAGUGUUUGUGUAUAGGUGGAUAGGGGCUGUACUGUCAGGGGAGAUAGGAGCUAUACAGUGUUUGUGUAUAGGUGGAUAGGGACUAUACUGUCAGGGGAGAUAGGAGCUAUACAGUGUUUGUGUGUAGGUGGACAGGGGCUGUACUGUCAGAGGAGAUAGGCACUAUACAGUGUUUGUGUGGCGGAUAGGGGCUGUACUGUCAGGGGAGAUAGGAGCUAUACAGUGUUUGUGUAUAGGUGGAUAGGGGCUGUACUGUCAGGGGAGAUAGGAGCUAUACAGUGUUUGUGUGUAGGUGGAUAGGGGCUGUACUGUCAGGGGAGAUAGGAGCUAUACAGUGUUUGUGUAUAGGUGGAUAGGGGCUGUACUGUCAGGGGAGAUAGGAGCUAUACAGUGUUUGUGUAUAGGUGGAUAGGGGCUGUACUGUCAGGGGAGAUAGGAGCUAUACAGUGUUUGUGUAUAGGUGGAUAGGGGCUGUACUGUCAGGGGAGAUAGGAGCUAUACAGUGUUUGUGUAUAGGUGGAUAGGGGCUGUACUGUCAGGGGAGAUAGGAGCUAUACAGUGUUUGUGUAUAGGUGGAUAGGGGCUGUACUGUCAGGGGAGAUAGGAGCUAUACAGUGUUUGUGUAUAGGUGGAUAGGGGCUGUACUGUCAGGGGAGAUAGGAGCUAUACAGUGUUUGUGUAUAGGUGGAUAGGGGCUGUACUGUCAGGGGAGAUAGGAGCUAUACAGUGUUUGUGUAUAGGUGGAUAGGGACUGUACUGUCAGGGGAGAUAGGAGCUAUACAGUGUUUGUGUAUAGGUGGAUAGGGGCUGUACUGUCAGGGGAGAUUGUAAUUGGGCUUUCCUGGGGCAGGGUAAGUUACUUUCCUCUGGGGGUAGGGGUAAGGAGCUGUACUGUAGGGUUGUCAGUUGCUACAUUGUGGAUGAUUAACGGGCUAUAUUGUGGGUGGGGUAAGGGGCAGUACUGUGGUGGUGUAAGGGGCUGCACUGUGGGGGUAAUGGGGCUUUUGUUUUGGGGUGGUAAAGGGCUGCUCUGUGGGGGUGGGUAAGGUAUUGUACUGUGGGGGUGGGUAACGUAUUGUACUGUGGGGAUGUAAGGGGCUGCAUUGUGGAUAGUUAAGAGACUGCAUUGUUGGAGGUGUAAGGGAGAGCACUGUGGGGGUGGGGGGGGGGAGAGAAAGGGGCUGUACUGGGAAGAGUGUACUGUGUAUAGUGAAUAACCCUGAUAGGAUGCAUGUAGUCCCGCAUGAAUAUAUAUCUGUAAGAUAAGAGAAGUUGUAUUUAUGUAAAAUGAAAUAAAGCAAGUGUCAGUCACAAGUGAGAUUGAGGGUUCUUUGAGGUAAUCCUUGAUAUAAUCUUGAGAGAGAGUCCCAUUUUUAUAUUGAACACACAUUGUGUGUAUACCAUGUAUAUUAACUUAUACCACGUGUAUAGGUUAAUAUACACCUCUUUGUUACCUUUUAUACAGUCAUUAGGUCAUUAUAAAUGUUGGCAUUGCACAGUGCAUAACCCAUUUCUUUUUUUUAUUUCCACAGCACAGAUAGAAGUUAUCCCGUGUAAAAUAUGUGGGGACAAGUCAUCGGGUAUUCAUUAUGGAGUGAUUACCUGUGAGGGGUGUAAGGUAAGCUUUCUCAUUUAAAACCAAUUAUAUAAGAUCUGACUGCUUAUUUUGUCACAAUGAUGAUUCAGGAUAUUCAGCGUUUAGUGAAUAACCUGAUUGUCUUGCCUUCUGCCCCAAUAGUCUCUCCCUCUGUUCCCCUCCCCCAUAGUGUCAAUGCAGAUUGUGUGUAAUAUGUGUGCGCGGCAGACUGUGUGUGUGUUGACUGUGUGUAAUGUGUGUAUUGACUGUGUGUACUUGUUGUGUGUGGUACGUGUUUAUUGUGAUUGAUGUGUGCAGGUUGUGUGUAGUGUCUGUUAGCUGUGCGUAAUGUGAGUGUUGUGUGUAUAAUGUUUAUUGUGUUGUCUGUGUUUUGUCCCCAUCCUCAGUAGAUUUCUGCAAGGAGGGGGCUAUAAUUCCUUGUGGUCUAGCAAGGAGUUAAAUUUCCUGGAAAUCACGUGGGGACCAUGUGGCCUCAACAUAAAUGAUUUUUUUUUAGAAAAAGACUGCUGGAUGUGUGUGAUGUGACAUCAUAUAUUCAUGCAGCCUCUUCAGUAUGACCUGCUUAGCAUACACCUUAAAAUUUAUUUAAAAGAUACUUGUCAUGGUAGAUGCAACUUAUUUUUAAAAAGCAUAACAUUCUAUCUAUACGUCGUGAUAAGAGAUUUGCUAGCAAAUGUAUAGAUUCGGAGAAAAAUAUAUUUGCAAAUAGGUGUUUCUUUUAUCAAUCAAUAAGUUCUUCAGCAUAGAUUCAUAUGUCGAAGGACUGAGUGACAGGGAAAUCAGAAGAGGCUUCCCACAGGCAGAGCUGGGUUACCCUAUAGGAAACUAAGGCCUGGGUAUAGACAGAGGACUCAUGAGCCCCUGUCUCGGACUGGAGUUCUGGGUGUGAUAAGUCCCUCGUCAAACCAGCAGGGAGAUCAAAAGCACACAUUUUAAUAUAACGCAUGAAGUUACAUAUAGCCAGAUAGCAAUAAAGACUAUUUUAUGUUAAAAACAAGAAAAUAUUUUCCGUUUUAAUGAACUGGGCAGUCUUGGAAGCAUGUCAUUAUUUUCUCUCCAAUUUUUGAUCUGACAGGCUGUUUCUUCAGUCGGUGUUUUGCAUUAAAUAUAUUACGCAUUAAUUAAAUAUUAUUAUACUAUAAUCAUGAAACCAGUGAUGAUGCCAAACUAAACUUAAAAAAAGUAUUUAUCAGUCAAGUAAUACUUUUACAGAAGUAAAAUUGUUUUGUGAGUAUUGCUGACUGGUUUUAUACAGUUCCUCCAUGUGACAUCCUGAUUUAGCACGAUCACAAUCACCCGACGGUUUGCCUCGGGCCUCUGAAAAAAAGAGGGGGAGUUCGAGCUCAUAACCCAGCCUGAGCAGCACUUUUGAAACUGUUCAAAGUUUCAGGGCAUUCUAACCCAUACGGAAUGGUUUGUCUGUCAGCCUGGUGUUCUAGCCGGUUCUGAUGAUACACCUCCAUUAUGGUUAAUCACAUAGUCUGUGCCAUCAGCAGCGUCAAGCUAAAACAGGGCACAAGAAAAUAUUGAGAACAGACAACAACUCAAAUACAGACAUAAACAGCCAUGUUACAGUGCUGCCACCCACCUCAUGUGUGACAUAUUAAGGGUUAAAAAGUGUUUAUAAAAAUACCACUUUCUGUCUCAUUAGAGAUUUUGCCUUUUAGCUCAGAGAAGCAAGGUGAAUUUUUAGUGUAGAGGUUUUGCCUUGACGUGGCACGUGAGCUUACACUUUAAUGCCAUUAGAGUAAUAUAAAAAAAAACCCAGUCAUUUAAAUGUACAUAGUGAUUGGGGUUUUCUUUUUUUUAUUCUAACAACUCAAAUUGCUUGCCCUUCAGUGGGUCCCGGCUCAGUUCUCAAGCUGUUAAGGCAUCCAUUCACUGGUCAGGGAUAGAACCACGAUGACUCAUGAAAUAAGCAGGUCAUUGAGGCUGGCGGCUGAGCUUCUCCCCUUGAUUUUACCUUGUCUUUUUUGAUAUUCAAGCCUCCAAACUUUAUCACCCGUUGAGAGACUUUUUCACCUUGUUAUAACCUUAUGGGAGUUUUUUUUUUAAGAUUAAGUGGGUUGAUAGUGUACCCUUUAUGUUACUUCAUGUACUGCUUUGUGUAGACACAGUUUUGCAUAAAUAUCAUAGUGCUACCCAUCCCUCCAAACUUCUUUAUGUUUGCGAAGCUCUAUCUUUCUUCGUGUGCUAGCCACAAGCCACCCAACAGAAAUUCAGCAUUAUCAAAAUGCCAACCAAACCCCUUAACUCUCAAGGCUGUUUCUCAUAUGCUACCCACAAACUACCUGGCAGGGUUAUAAUAGUAUCAAAGAAAUUCUACACCAACCAGACUCCUUAAACCUGUGAAUGCCCUCAAGUCUCCUUAUGUCUGUGAGAUUAUUCUCCAAAGAACUUUUAGGUCACUGCUACCUUUGAUUCUAGAAUCACAACAAUAUUACAAAUACAACAGGAUAAAACAAUCAACAAAGGCUUUAAAACCAGGUCACAACGAACUGGAUUUACCUGCUCCCUUCUGCACUGCACCUCUUAGACACUCAACAAAUUACACUAGUGCAAUGUUAUAAUGGUAUGGCUUACCUUUCAGAUGACCAGCCAAGUUGAGUACCCAAGGGCCAAGCAGGUCUGAUCCCAGACUAAGAUCCUCCAACUGUUAGCAUAAAAAAAACAAAGGCCAACAGAUUCUAUGCAAAUCAUUUAUUGAUCAUCACAGCAACUGUGAUCAGCGGUGAGAAUUUAGAAAGUAGAAUCUGUCUUAAAGUCAAUUUUAGCAACUGUUAAAACCCAUAAAGGACAAACAUUGACUAUAAAGCAUUUUCUGAAAUGUAAAAGUUACAAAAUACCUUUUUAAUAAAUACAAAUGUACACAGAAAGCAAAAAUGUAAUAAACAAAAUGUAGAUAUGUAACUCCUUCCUAUGUGUUCUGGGCUUGUACCACCUGGCAACUCCCUCCGCUCCUGGUAUUGUGGCUCAAUACACAACACACAUCACAAUCACCUACUCUGUCACUUCUUGUUUCAAGCGUGCUCUCCUUCCCCUUCCAACUAAUCCUUAGUUAUAGAAAAAAUUUAAGUUGCAACCAUUUUCCAGCAAAGUCUUUGAGUAAACAAGUAUCUGAAGAAGAAAAACCUGUUUAUAUGUUAUGGAGUAGGUCAUCAGCCGAUUCCAUAUCAUCAACCUCUUGAAGAUGUCAAGUUGUAGUAAUUUUGUAAAUAAUGGAAUACUGCGAAAAUGUAGUACAGUGUUAAAAAAAUAUAUUUCAAAAGAAAAUUGUGGACAGAAUAUGCUGUAUAGUUAAAGGUUGACUCCCAUGUCAAUGCUGUUUCUGAAGGCCUGCUGGUUCAUAUGAGAAGAGAUGGCAAAUAUUGUUGCAUUGAUCUAUAAUAAAGAUUCAAGCUACCAUAACGUUCCCAACGUAAAAUUGUUCCCCCACAAUUAAUUAUCCACAGAUGGGAUAUCAUUCUCAGAUUUGUGUAUAAUUAAUAUUUUAUUCUUAACAUUAUUUCCCCCCUAUAACUUUCACUUUUCCCUUUUUUUCUGUUAUCCUUACUAAGUUUGUUAAAAAAAAGUUUUAUUCAUGUUAUGUAAUUUGAUGUCAUGUUUAAAAAUUUGCAAAACAUUAAAUAAAAGAAUUUAAAAAAAAUAUUUUGCUGAUCAUAUUUAAGUACUCACGUCUCACUCUCACAGAACAAAUACCAGGCUUCAGUCCUUAGAAAACACAACACACUAAGCAUUGACAUCUGACUCUUUGCUCCCCCUCCCACUGUAUUCUGUGUUUUCUGACCUUAUGUAUCACCGUUGGCUGAUUUUUCAGGGUUUUUUCCGGAGGAGCCAGCAAAACAACGCAAGUUACUCCUGUUCUCGCCAGCGCAACUGUCUGAUCGAUCGGACCAACCGCAAUCGUUGUCAGCACUGCCGACUUCAAAAGUGCCUUGAACUUGGCAUGUCCCGAGAUGGUGGGUACCCGCUUACUCACAGGUAGCUCUUGGGCAUAGUCAUUGUCGUACGUGUAUUAUAUAUAUGAAUUGCUGUAGACACAAACAGGGUUUAUACACUAAAGUGAGAAUUGCUGUGAAAUCAAAGUGAAUUUCAGAUUUAAAGCCAAAGAAGGUAAACUGAAAAAAUGAUCCAUGUCAGCUAGGUUUCCAGUCUGGCUGUUUUGGCCUUAAAGGAACACUAUAGCAUUAGGAAUACUAAUAUAUAUUCCUAACGCUAUAGUGCCCCAGUCAUCAGGCCCUGCUGCAAGGGUUAAAAAAGGUAGUUUAUUUACCUUUUGUCUCUCACAUAGAAGACGCUCCGACUUUUUGGCUGAAAUCAUCGAUGAUCUCAGCCAAUCCCCUGCUUUCUCAUAGAAAUACUCCAUUAUUUUGUGGAAGCGACUCUAAUGGCUGUCAGUACAACAGCAAUGUUUUUAGCCGCAGGGUAAAAUGGUGGGAACACAGAGCACACAGACCACUUCAUUAAGAUGAAGUGUUCUGGGUGCCUAUAGUGUUCCUUUAAAUUUGAAAUUAAUUUAGAAUUUCCAAGAAUUCUCACUUUAUGGAAUAACCCAGUAAGUGUUUACAUGGCACAUGACAGCGUUGUCAUUCUGUGAAUGACCCACGUUAAUUAUGAGUAAGUACUAAUUUACACUUGCCAGCUGUGCAUCUAAUUGAAUGGGUUGAGGGGGUGGUGGGGUUCCCACUUCUCAUUUCCAAUGCACUCUCCGUGUGUAAUACUGCAUUCAGUGUGCUCUCAAAUUCUCCUCUGUCCUGACAAGUACUUAUCUUGCAGAAAUCCUCAGAAUUUACUCUACCUGGCCAAUUUCCAUGAAUGAAUGUAACAUAUAUAAAAAAUGUUUGAGCAAAAUAAACACUGACAACUGUGUAGGCAAAGCAGAACUAUGAUGCGUACCAAUUAAAGGGACGCAAGAGUCACCAAAUCAACUUUUGCUUAAUGAAGUAGGUUUUAUGCUCAGUUCUCUGCCAUUUAGGACAUAAUUUACUUUGUUUAUGCAACCCUAGUCACAUCUCCCUGCAUGUGACUUACACAGUCUUCAUAAACACUUCCUGUAAAGAGUCAUCUAAAGUUUGCACUUCCUUUAUUGCAAAUUCUGUUUAACUUAGCAUUUCUUAUCUCCUGCUCUGUUAAUAGCUUGAUAUACCCUGCAGGAGCCUCAUGAAAGCAAUUAAAGUUAAAUUUACAGAGCAGGAGAUAAGGUACAGCUGAUUGAAAAUUAAUCAAUUUUUGUUUCAUGCAGGCUGUUUCAGUCACAGCCAGGGGAGGUGUGGCUAAGCAUGCAUAAAUAGAAACAAAAGUGAUUUAACUCCUAAAUGGCAUUGAAAUGAACAGUGAAACUUCAGAAGCAUGAUAUAUACAACAAAACUGCUUCACUGACCUGAAGUUGUUUUGGUGACUAUAGUGUCCCCUUAAAUAGUCCUCACCUGUCGCCAAUCAAAUCAGAGUGCCAUCACCACAUCACAAAUGACAAAAGAAAGGUUUAGGAACUCAAAAAUAGCUAAGUAACAUUGAGACACUUUAAUCCAAAUCACAGAGGGCUAUCUGUCAAGCUAAAUGCACCAGUGAACACAUUGAACCUUUGUAAGUGCACCGAACAGGAAGUUUGGCAACUGGUGAAGAGCAACCAAUUACAUGUCAUAACAAAUUACAUAAAUUCACAUCUAAAUACCAUUUACAGUGGUGUAUUGGCUUUGACAAAGGUACAUUUUAGGCCAAAAUGUUGCAACUCCGUGGUUUGGAGUAAUGAGUUAAUUAACUAUUUUUGACACUCAUGUAACCCGUUGUUUGCACUUUGCAGCCUCAACAGGGGACCCUUCAUCCUAGAAUAAUGACAGUCAAUAAAGGACAAAGACCUUAUCAUGAUUGAGCUUGACAGUGUCCCCAUGCAAAAAGUGAGGUUGAGGCAGAAAUGGUUUGUUAAUUAGUGUGAAGAAAGAAAUUGACUGGCAUGCACUGUUCUGAUUUCACCACUUUAAGUUGAAAUUGAAUGCUGACUGAGCACAAUACAUAAAUGCUCAGCAUCACUGCUCAGCCUAUAAUUUUGUGGCCGAAUGAAAGCAAAUCUCCAGAACAAUUCCCCAAUAUCUAGCUAAAUGCCUUCAAUUAGAAUGGCUAACAAGUGACAUAUUCUUAUUAAUGCGAAAUGUUUAGGCAGAUGUUUUUGAAAUCUUAGUGUUCAUGCUUACAUUUUAUCAGGCUCAGAAUUGACACACCAUUAAAGGCUUUACUGUUGCCUAGCCAUGUUUAAGCUAACAUACACUAAUCAGCCACAGCAUUUAAACCACUGCCAGGUGAAGUGUUUAACAUUGAUUAUAUUGUUACAAUAGCACCUGUCAAGAAGUUGGAUAUAUUAGGCAGCAAGUGAACAGUCAGUUCUUGAAUUUCAUGUGUUGGAAGCAGGGAAAAUGGUAAAACGAAAAGAUCUAAGUGUUCUUAGCAAGGGCCAAAUAGUGAUGGCUAGAUGACUGGGUCAGAGCAUCUCCAAAACAGAAAGUCUUGUGGGGUGUGUCUGGUAUGCAGUGGUUAGUACCUACCAAAAGUGGUGCAAGGAAGCACAACCGGUGUACCAGCAUCAGGGUCAUGGACGUCAAAGGCUCAUUGAUGCACGUGGGGAGUGAAGGCUAGCCCUUCUGGUCCGAUCACACAGAAGAGCUACUGUAGCUAAAAUGGCUGAAAAACUUAAUGCUGGCCAUGAUAAAAUCGUUCAUUGCAGUUUGCUUCAUAUGGGGCUACAUAGCUGAAGACUAGUCAGCAUGCCAAUUAUGAUCCCCAUUUACUGCGAAAAUGCCUUCAUUGGUGAUGUGAACAUCAGAACUGGACCAUGGCGCAAUGGAAGAGGUUGCGUGGUCUGAUGAAUCAUGUUUUCUUUUAGAUCAGGUUGAUUGCCGUGUCCGUGUGCAUCAUUUACCUGAUGAGAGAUUGCAGCAGGAUGCAUUAUGGGAUGAAGGCAGGCCGAUGGAGGCAGUGUUUUGCUCUGGGCAAUGUUUUGCUGGGAAUCCUUGGGUCCUGGCAUUCAUGUGGAUAUUACUUUUACACGUACCACCUACCUAGAGCAGAUCAUGUACAUUCAUUCAUGGUAAUGGUGUACACUGAUGGCAGUGGCCUCUUUCAGCAGGAUAAUGAACCCUGUAAAACUUUCUCAGGAAUUAUUUUAGGAACAUGAAAAAGAGUUCAAGGUGUUGCCUUGGCCUCGAAAUUCACCAGAUCUCAAUCCAAUUGAGCAUCUGUGGGACAUGCUGUAACCACAAAUCUGAUCCAUGGAGGCCCCACCUCACAGCUUGCAGUACUUAAAUGAUCUACUACCAAUGUCUUGGUGCCCGAUAUGGCAGGACAUGUCAGAGGUCUUUUAGAGUCGAUGCCUCGAUUUAUCAGAGCUGUUUUGGCAGCACAAUGUUAGGCAUGUGGUUUUAAUGUUGUGGCUGAUCAAUGUAUGUGUAGUCAGUGGAGAAUUGGUUGUAGCGGCUUUUUUGCUCAUGUUGGGAUUUGUUCUUCUUAAACUACCAGGAAACAUUUAACAGCAGAUAAGUUGAUGAGAUAGGAAAAAUGUGAUAAAAUAAUGUAGAGGAUAUGGGUUUAGAGCUGACUGUAAUAAAAUUGGUAGGAAAGUUGUAGAAAAGAGAAAAGUAUUGGGCUUAGCUCUGUUGAGGACUCAAGAUAAAUUAAGAGUGAGUUAACAGAAAAAACUUACUGGCACUUCAUAAACUAAUACUUAUGCAUACAAUGUGCUAUAAAUCUCUUUCUCUCCUCAGCGGUGAAGUUUGGUCGAAUGUCUAAGAAGCAAAGGGACAUCUUGUAUGCUGAAGUCCAGAAGCACCAACAGAGCCAGGAGCAAGUGCUAGGCAGUGAGGGGGCAGAUACCAUCUCCCGGGGCUAUCCUACUAGUGUUAGCAGUGGUCUGUCUGACCUAGAUGAUCUCAGUGGUUUGUCUGAUGGCCUCCUCUUUGAAUUCCCCCUCACUCCAGAUGGGGGUAGCUCCUACUACAGCCUGGAGCUUCCACUUUCAACACAGCCCUCUCCAGACCCAUGUAAUGGGGCUACAACAGACCCCCUCCCUGGCAACUGCCCUCAUGAACUCGGAGAAGAUCAGCGGUUGCUAGACAUCAGCCCUGCAGACAUAGGUAGGUACCUACAGAGAUGUUUAAAACACCUAGCAUUUUCACAGCAUCCUGAAUGAUCCCCAGUAGAAGGUAUUUAGGUAAGGUUUAUGUGGGUCAAAUAUUAGAUGUUUAUGAGCCUGUAGGACUUCUUUUUAAAAGCUUUAAAUGAAGAUGUUCUGGAGUUAAAAACCCAGCUGUAGAUCUAUAGAUAAGAGUCAUAAUUGUGAGUGGUACUGUUAAGCCCAAGAAAACUUCACAACUAAUUUCCUGAGAGAACCAAGCAAACAUUUCAGAAUAGCUAUUUCAGGUUUAGUGGAAGCAUGAAUGAAUUUAAAAAAAGCACAGAUGAAUUUAAAAAAAAGAAAGAAACAAAAAAAAAACAGGGUGAAUUAAUAAGAGGAACAGAUGUGAAACUGUGGAGAAGAAAUAUUCUUUACUUUUAAUAUUGUAGACAAACUGAAAUUAGGGAGAAGUAAAUCUGACUGAAUUAUUCCAGGUUCAGAAAUUUUUUUGGUUGUCUCUUGUCUACAGAACAUGUCUCGCAGAACAUCAUACGUUCUCACCUAGAUACUUGUCAGUUCACGAGUGAUGAGCUAAGCAGGAUGACCUGGAACAUUCACUCACAGGAGGACGUGCGCAGUUUGCAGAACAAGGUAAAACUGUAACUUUCGAUAUAUUAAACAUUAACAAAAUAACUCCACUAGACAAAAGUAAACUCUCCAACAAAACAGCAGGCAUUGAAUGCACCUGUCUAUACACUGUGCGAUAACCAUACACUCUUCAUCUUUUUAUGAUUUUAAUGGUAAUUUAGGAGGACAUUUUUUUUAAAUAUAUCCCAUCAAUCACAUCUAAUAAAGGAUUUAACCCUGAUGACCCAAAGUUAAGCAAAUUACUUGUAAUGCUGAUAUUUAUUUUACCUGACCAGCUCUGGUGACUUUUUAGUUGUAAUAAGAGACACCUACCUUAUUUUUUCUCCUUAGACAUGUGAGACGAUGUGGCAGCUCUGUGCCAUCCACAUCUCUAAUGCUAUCCAGUACGUGGUGGAGUUCGCCAAAAGGCUGGAUGGUUUCAUGGAACUUUGCCAGAAUGACCAGAUCGUGCUGCUUAAAGCGGGUAAGAACAUGCAACAAAUAAACUUAAAAUACCAGGGCGGUGGAGAAGGGCGGCACAGCUCCUACCAUGGAAUAAAAGUGCAUUAGAUGAGAAGAGAGAAAAUAUUCUGUUAUAAUAGAUCAUGGGUAUGAAAAUGGCCUUGAAUUGGAGAUUGUAGAGCAGCAGAUGUAAAGCCAAACGUCUGCAUUCUAGCACUAGAACACAGGGUGAAAUGUAUUAAUACAAGGGAUGAUGAAUAUUGUUGAGCACUUAGGACACCAGCUGAGAGUGUGGACAGCCAGUCACUUUAAGUGUGUACAGUCAAGUGGAACAACAGACUAAUAAAGUUGUAUUAUUAAAAGUUUUAUUAUUAAUAAAGUCGACCUUACGACCCGGAAGUCCUUCUAAUGGCUGUCUGGUAGACAGACACUAGAGGUGGAGUUAACCCAUAAAGGUAAUUAUUGCAGUAAUUAAAAACUGCAAUAAUUACCUUUCCAUGGUUAAGGGACCUGGGAAUAUGCACCCAGACCACUUCAAUGAGCUGAAGUGGUCUGGGUGCCUAUAGUGUCCCUUUAAUAAACGGAAUUAAUAAUAAAGUUUUUAUCUUUUUCUCCUAAAAGUUUACCUAUCUUCCCAUUAUCCUUUGUGUGGUGCAGUUUUAAUAGUUACUAAGAGUGCAGCGAUAUGGCAGUAAUGUAUUUGGAAUCCUCUGCCACAAGUUGGCAAGCAAUAUUUAAGGUCUGACAUCUUGGAUCCCGGCAGCCUGCGCUCUCUGCAUCACGAGGAGCGACUGGCUGCCAUUGGCCCAUGAACCACCGACCGUUACUUGUAACCCCUGCACACCACGGCUGGCCCCAGCUACUGCUUAAUAACAGUCCCGGUCACUUCUCUGAUAGAGAAGAAAGUACUGCAGUGUGAAAUCACAAAAUGUAAUGGAUCUUGCAGUCUGGGUUUAUAAAUCUUCAUUUUGAUUUCAGCUGAAAUCAUAUCAAACAUAAUUCUGCAAUUCAGAUGUUCGGUUUCUAAUGUUUCUUCAUGUUUUUUGACAAUCACUCUAAAAUCUGGCUUCCUCCUUUUUCCCCUUCUUUUUUUAAUUUUUUUUAUUUUAUUUCUAUCAAACCCAUCUACGACCCCUCCCCUAAAAAAACGGAAUAUGAAUCCUAUUCCAAAUCGUGGUCCUUGAUUCUUACAUCCUACCUAACAUACUAUAUGCCACGUACAUCUUAUUUCUUUUAUUCGGUCUGUGGGUGAGAGCUUAAUUUCUUGGGAUUAUAAUUAAACAUUUCAUUUUAAAUUGGGUGGGAUUUUUUGUUUUCAUUUCAUUGUAUUGAGCUUUAAAUUCCCCUUCCCAUUUCCUUAAUGUUUGGUUUAUUAUUUUUUUUCCUGGGAUGCUGGGAACACCCCCCUCUCCACACCCCUCUGGCUCUUUAUGUGUCUCUGCAUUAGGGUGCCUGGAAGUCCUGCUUAUUAGGAUGACCCGAAUAUUUAAUCCUUUAAACAACACCGUCUUUUUUGAAGGAAAAUUUGGCGGAAUCCAGAUGUUUCGCUCUCUUGGUAAGUAACGUAUUUGGGCAUUGUUACUAUGGCAUCAAUUAAACAAAUGAAAGAAAGUUAGAGGAAGUGCAUAAAAAUUUUUAAAAAAAUGUAAAGAAAAAUUGUUUAAUAAACCAUAUGUUUAGCUGUGCAUGAAAUCUGGCAAUAUUGAUCAUAUUUUUCAGGUUUUAUUUUGUUUUGAAUUGAACUGAUCAAAUAUUUUGUUGCUAUUUUGUUAUCCCUUUAGUGUUUUUUUCCCUCCAAUUAUUAUUUAUUAUUAUUAUAUUUUAUUUUUUCCCUAAGGAUGUGAUGAUCUGGUAGCCGCCAUCUUUGACCUGGGUCGGACACUGUGCCGCUUGGAUCUGUCAGACGAAGUAAUUGCUCUAUUCAGUGCAGCAGUUCUUAUGUCCCCAGGUACUAAUAACUGGGACUUCUUAAAAAAAACAAAAAAACAAGCCUUUACCACGGGCAUUCUGGGGGGAAGGAGAGGCAGUGUGUCUAUGAACUUCUUCACACUGGCUCAUGAACGCCACAAUGACAAUUCAUGGAAUCUGGACCUGCCCCUGGUCCACUGCAAAUGUUAUGUGGACCUGACUGCAUUUGUUUUUUUAUUUUUCUGAACAAUUUGAAUGCCAGAUGCUUAAAGGAACACUAUAAUCAUUAAAACAACUUUAAAGAAACAGUUUUGGUGUAUAGAUUUGCCCCUGCAGUCUCACUGCCCAAUUCUCUGCCAUUUAGGAGUUAAAACACUUUGUUUAUACUGCUCUAGUCACACCUCUUUGCAUGUGACUUACAAAACCUUCCUAAACACUUCCUGUAAAGUGAGAUCUAAUGUUUGCACAUCCUUUAUUGCAAAUUCUGUUUAAUUUAGAAUUUAUUAUCUCCUCCUCUGUCAAUGACCUCCUAGACCAUGCAGACCUAGACCUCCUGUGUGUGAUUAAAGUACAAGUUACAGAGCAGGAGAUAAAAACUUCUAAAGCAAGUUGACCUGUAAUUAAAAAUGAAACAAUUUUUAAUGCAGGCUGUGUGAGUCACAGUCAGAGGAGGUGUGGCUAGGGCUACAUAAACACAAUAAAAAGUGAUUUAACUCCUAAAUGGCAGAGAAUUUAGCAGUUAAACUGCAGGGGCCUGUUCUUUACACUAAAACUGCUUCAUUAAGCUAAAGUUGCUUUAGUGAGUAUAGUGGCUCUUUAACUUUUUAUUUAAAUGUUACUUGAAAAAAGUCAGUUAUCCUAUAAACCCCCUUUUAGAGUAGGCUUUUUUAAAUCCAUACAAGAUUAAAUUUACAAUGCAGUUUGAUGUUGGUGUGUUGUAGAUAGCUAUCUGCAAGGCUUAAAAUUUAAAGUAUGUCCAAGACAUACUUGCUAGGAAUGAAUGUCUGCUCACCAGGGUGGGAUUAUCACUAGCCAAUGGCUGUUGGAGAGUGAAAUGUUUGCUAUAUAUCUAUUAGCAUAUUAACCAUUUGACAGCAAAAUUACAUGUGCCAACUCAAUGAUCAGAGUCAAAUAUAUUUAUUCACCAACUCUAACAUGUGCCUAGCUGACUUUAAGUAGGUUUUACAUCUGGUUUGUAAACCUGAGUUUAAUGAAACUGGUUAUAAAAUCAGUCCGCAGUAAACUUUUCUGGAUAGACCCAAUUUACGUUUAUAGAAAUAUAAGCAUUAUUGGCACCUAAGCAUAAGUUUCAUCUCUUGCUUAGAUCGCAGGUGGCUAACAGAAUCCAGCAAAGUGCAAAAGCUUCAAGACAGAAUAUUUUUGGCAUUGCAAAAGGAGAUUCAGAAGAGACAUUGCAAUGAGGAUCUUUUAUCCAAGGUAUGUUUCUUAAUACGCAAGAUCCCAUUUUACCUUAUCAUCAGACACUGUAAAAUAAGAAUACCAUAGAGUACUAGAAAGGGAAAUGUUAAACAUUGAAAUCGUUAUCACAUGUGGAACAAUUACUAUUUUAAUGAUAAAAAGAAUGUUUAAUGAAAUCAAACACAAUUUAAAGUUUUAAUCAAAGACAAUCUUUGUAUAUGUAAUAUGUGUUGUGUAUAUGACAAAACUAGUGAGUUACUUUUGCUUGAAACUUUCUGUGCUGCAAGAAAAAAAAAAAAAAAAUAUAUAUAUAUAAAACAAUGUGCCCACCAUAAGCCAAAAAAUACCCCAAAACAUUUCAGUAGUAUUUAAAUGUCAUAAAGGGGCAUAUAUAGCAAUGAUAAAUAUUAUAACCAUGUCUUAGAUUUCAUUUUAAAGGGAAACUAUAGUGCUCCCCUCCCCGUGGUGCAGAAGGGGUUAAACACCCCUUCUGCCACUUGCCUAAGUCCAGCACUGAUGUCCCUUGGCGCUAGCUCAGGGUCCAUCUUCGCUCCUCCCCUACCAAUGUCAGCCAGCAAUGGCCGCGCUCGCAUUAUAACAGUCCCUCGGGAAAACAUUAAACAAUGCUUUCCUAUGGGGUUUUGGGUGACGCUGGAUGUCCUCAUGCAUAGCGUGAAGACUUCCAGUGUCAGGCGACCAAAAGUCGCCUAACGACCCGGUAGUCCUCCUAGUGGCUGUCUGGUAGACAGCCACUAGAGGUGGAGUUAAUCCUUAAAGGUAUUUUAUUGCAGUUAUUAAAAACUGCAAUAAUUACCUUUUCAGGGUUAAGGGACCUUGGAGUAAACACCCAGACCACUUCAAUUAGCUGACGUUGCCUAUAGUGUCCCUUUAAUAAACUGAAUUAAUACCUCAGGAAUUACAAAAGCUAUAAGGUGUAGUGACCAUUUAGAAUUUUUUAAAAAAACGAAUAAUUUAAAAAAAUAAAUAAAUAAACAUUAAUUUUGAUAGAUUUGUUGAGCUAUAUAGUGAGCUGAAAUGUAUGAAAUAUAAAAGACAUAUGUCACAAGGUGUGGUUUAUUUUUCAUGACAGAUUCUAACAAAACAAAAAAAAAUUUGGUUCUCUAGGUAUGAAGUAAUAGCGUGGCUUAUGUUAUAACAGAUUGAUAACCUUAACUUCCCAAAUCAAUUGACUACGAUAAAUAAUGAGGGAGAUUUGUCAAAUGGUUCUAAAAAAGUGUAUUAUUGCGGGGGGGAUUGUAAAAUAUGUUCUAAUUUAUUAAAGUGCUUUAAAAGCAGUCUCAAAAUAAGUGUCGUCAUCAUUCUUUGUAUAUUCAGACAGCUUUUGUACCCUCACCACUUACGUACAUCUAACUAAGAAUACCAACAUUUCAGCUCCUUUCUAUCUUAAAUAAAAGGUUAUAGAAAAUAUAAUUUUGGGGGUCACAAAAUAAGUUGUAAUAAUAAUAAAAGGAAUGUGCUCUACAUUAAAAUCGUGUUUUCACUUUAAGUGAAGAUGGGUAAUUGGGGAGAUAGCCCCUUUUUUGGGGGCAUGCACUUAAUACCAAAAACCCUAGCACUGUGUAUUCUGAAGCAAAACAAAAAUAUAUAAUUUUUAUUGCAUAGUUUUAUUCUUGUGAAUGUCCAACGAUACUGCAUCUUCUUUUUACCGGUCAAUAAAUGCUGGUGGUUUGAUGGGAAUGGAAAAUUAAAUGUAAUAUUUAUACAAAAGUCACACAAAAUAAUUUUUUUUUAAAACUAUGGAAAAAAAUAAAGUAAUAAAAUGGGAAUCGAUCUUUCACAAAAACAUUCUGUGAUACUUUGAUACAUCUCCAUCAAUGUGUUGACCGAUCUGCUGUCCAGACAAAUGUAAACUCUCUUUGCCUGAUUUCUCAUUGUCAGAUGGUCUCCAAACUCCCCCAGAUGAAAACGAUCUGCAAUCUACACUUGGACAAGCUUGAAUUUUUCCGUCUCCUUCAUCCUCACAUAGUUGACACUUUCCCCCCUCUGUAUAAGGAGGUAUUCAGUUGUGAACUUCAAUAUACUGACCUCAGAGAAAGUUAAAGGAGCCUGGAGCUCGUCAAAAUGAAUUGUGAUGUUCUUGGGGGUUUUUUUCUUUGUUUUUUUUUGUAAAUCUCUCCUUUCCCCUUCGAGCAUCAACCACUGGAGAAGAGGCCGGGACAUAAGGAAGAAUGUGCUGAGGAUUUGUUUCCUAAAUGCUCUCUCAUAUUUCAGAUCAUUGGUGUAUGCCGUGGACAUAUCCCAUUAAUUAUCUAUUUGCUCUUCGGAAAGAUGCAAAGAAGGGAUUGGUUGGAAAGAGGUAUUGACUUUGCACAUCGGAAAUAUUGUCUGCAACUUCUUUUAAUAUGGAUACAUUUUAUCCACAAGAAUGACCACUUGCGUAUGCUCACAUUAAAGCUUCAAAUGGAAUCGUUAGUCAGAGUUGCCAUUUAUAUUGAUUCAGUAGUGUCAUCUCUAAAACACUUGAAGUAUUGACCAUUCGUGAAUGUACAAUACCCUGUUUGCUUUGUAUGUAAGAAGAGAAACUCUACGAGGAGCAUCUGAUGCUUCACGGGGGCUCUUUACCCAUAAUACACUACUGUUUGUUCCGAACAACCUACAAGUUGACAUUGCCAAGGUCUCAAACCAGAGGAUGAAAAGUAAGAUGAUUAUCGGAGCAUUUGUGUAAGUAGAUCAAAAUUGUUUAAAAUGUCUGUUCGAUAUUCUGUAUAAACAACCAAACUAUACAUAUUCUUCUGAAUACAUCCUCUGUUUAUAUACUUUAUACAUAUUGAUGACUGCAAACUCUAUUCUUGCAUAUUGUUUGUUCAGUAUGCUGUUAUUUUUGCAAUUAAAUCAAUUCUGUUCCUUUCUUCGCAUCCAAGACAGUGUAAGGGUUAGGUUAGCAUUGCAGUAGAGGUGUAUGUUUUUGUGCAGGUUUGAAAACCGUAUCAGAGUAUUAAAAUCGUGUUUUCACUUUAAGUGAAGAUGGGUAAUUGGGGAGAUCGUCCCUUUUUUGGGCAUGCACUUAAUACCAAAAACCCUAGCACUGUGUAUUCAGAAGCAAAACAAAAAUAUAUAUUUUUAUUGCAUAGUUUUAUUCUUGUGAAUGUCCAACGAUACUGCAUCUUCUUUUUACCUGUCAAUAAAUGCUGGUGGUUUGAUGGGAAUGAAAAAUUGAAUGUAAUAUUUAACAUGCUUCACUAAAGGCUUGAAUUUAUUUAUAUAUUGCAUCACGUGAAAAUACAGAUAGAAGGGACUGUUGGGAUAUUGAGUCUUUGUUACAGAACGGACUAACGCUAAAAUAGAAAGUUAGUGGCUUUUAGUGUAAAGGCUGCAUCAAUAGCAGAAUAUGCUCAAAUAUAAUAUUCCUUAACCUAUCCCCUACCUCCAGUGUUUAAAAGGACACUAUAGUCACCAGAACAACUACAGCUUAAUGUACUUAUUCUGGUGAGUAUAGCCUGUCCUGCAGGCCUUUUGCUGUAAACACUGUCUUUUCAGAGAACAGGUAGUGUUUAUAUUACAGCCUAGGGACACCUCUAGUCACCACUCCUACGAUGGCUAAUAGAGGUGAUUCCUCUACCGUUCAUCAUCUCCAUUCAAUCCAUCUCUAUGACUAGAUGCUGGUUGGCCAAGCCGGCGUUUGGCUCAGCCACAUCCCAAGUCUUUUCUCUGUACAGAGAUCUAGUAUGUGGUGGUAAGGAGGACGGGAAGGAAACAUGAGAAAUAUAUAUAUAUGUAUGCUCCCUCCAGCAGUAGAAUUCUCUUUAUCACUGGGCCUAUGCACACUGCACAUAUGAUAGCUCUGCCUCUGCCUUGUAUUUUCCUCUUGCAGACAUAGGUUUGUGAGCUGUAAGUAAAAUCUUAUUAAACAAAUAUUUUAUAUUCAUAAUCAUAUAUCGUAGACCAACCACAGGCUGACCAAGACACUGGUAGACAGAAGGGACCUAUGGAUUGUAUCCGUUCCAAUUACAAUUAUCUGCCAAAAGCCAAAUAAACAUGAAGGUGAAAAGUAAUGACUGUAUUUACUGUCUCCGAAUGUCCCUUAUCGUUACGGAUUAUGUAUAUUUUUGUAAGAAAAAUAAGUGAAAUCUUGUAAAAAAAAAUUAAAAAUAAAAAUAGAUUUGUGUCUUACAAAGGUGUAUACGAAUGUUUACAACUUGGGAAUGAAUAAUAGAUGUAUUAGAAUGUCCUAUUAUGCUUUACUGUUUUGAUAUUUUAGUUACUGCUUCAUGUGUAUGUAAUUAAUAUUCAUCAUAGGAUCAUUUGAGGUUCUAAUUUAAUAAAACGCAAGUGUUUAAGAAAAA
Messenger RNA from Pelobates cultripes (western spadefoot toad), 51317 nucleotides. Lineage: Eukaryota; Metazoa; Chordata; Amphibia; Anura; Pelobatidae. The record is from the annotation of a GenBank genome assembly.